CAGUGCGCAUGCGCGGCUGUCAGCGGCCGCUGCCGAGAACUGGGUCGGCGACGUCACGGGCAGGGGGCGGAGCCAAUUUCAAAACCAAGAGCCAAGAUGGCGGAGCUGGGAUCGUUGAGGAAUCGGACGCGACUCUCUGCCAGGAAGAUCCAGGAUAUGAAUCACGUUAACGGGCCAGGUAAGGCUUUUUGGAGGUUCGGAGGGAUGGCUUGACAGAUAAACAAGCCGGACGCUGACAUGGCGGUCCCUGCAGGCUGUGUGAGUGGGACGCUGUCACCGUGACUCUCUGCCGGCAGGGACAGAGUUAAAUGGAAUGCGCGCACACCUGCCAUUUAAAUAUAGAAGAAGGAAAAAAAAAAACCAAACGGCGUCUCGUGCCGGUGACCGUUAGUCACGCUGACGUGAUGCCCGCGCGCUCUCUGUACCUGUGACCCUUCUGUGGCUUUAACCUCAUUCUCUCCCCCCCCCCCGCAUCAUGUUAUUAACCCGCCGCGUGCCUGUCGCGAUCCACGUGACCCAGCGCUCAGUGUCCGUGCGGGCUGAGUGCCGAACACCUGUGCCGACUCACUGCUGGCACGCGGGGGGGGGGGGCUGUCAGCAUCACAACAAGAACAUACAUGGCCAUGGGAGCAGCAGGCUGCCAUUAUCACUGUGUGUAUACAGUGUGUCCGGGGAGGGCAGGGCUCAUACUGGCCUUUAUUCAGCAUAUAGUGGGGAAUGAUGGUCAUUCUAGGCCAGGGCUUACACUGGGAUAAUAGGCCAUCAUAGCCCAGCUACAGCUCGCUCAGCAGGAAACUUCUCCAUAAUGAAAUGAUUGCUAAUCUGUUAUUAUAGUAUAUCAUACUCCCUAUGGCAGGAGCAAGCAUUGUAAAUACCAGCCACUGUGAUAUUUUCUAUACAGUGCAUCAGCUUCAUAACAUGUUGCAUAGACACCUUCAACUCUUAGCACCACUUCUCACUACUUUACAUAUUAAAUCACAUGUUCACUAUUAAUCCCUGGAAUGGUAAUAUCAGUCUCUCUACAAUGACUUUAUGGACAUCACAUUCCACAUAGAAACCCUUUACAUGCAGCAAAUGGCUACAAAUAGUCCUUCAUGUAGUCUCAGUUAAAGGGAUUCUAUAAGGAAUACAAAUCUGUAUUACUUACAUUGUACUUACCUCCGCACCCCCACUCUUUGUCUCGGCAAGGGUUAAACCCCCCCCACCCCCCCUGUAACACUUACCUGACUCCAGCCUUGCUAUCCCUCAGUGCUGGGUUGGUGCUGUUCCACCUCUGAUGGUGGGUAGCUAAUGCACAUGCGUGGCCAGUGAAUUAGGCCCUCCUCAUGGUAAAGCAUUCUUUCCUAUGGGGAGAGUCCCCUCACGCAGGAUGUGCCUCUAGUGACUAUUUGACAGGCACUAGAUGCAGUCUUAGUCCUUCAAUGUAAUCAUUGCAGUUUCUAUAAAACUGCAAUGAUUUACAAUGCUGGACAAAAGGGGUCAGGCACACCACACCCAAACCACUUCAAUAAGCUGAAGUAGUCCGAAUGCCUAUAGUUUCCCUUUAACCAUUAUUCAUUGCAGAUAGCCACCCUUUAUGUUCUACAGUUCCUGAGUUCAAUGUCUGUGCCUUUGGCAUUAUGUACCUGUGUAUGUGUCAGAACAUCAUUGCAUAUGUGUAUAGGGUAGUUGUAUUGUGUGUAAGGAGGCAUGAUUGUGGUUUUUGUAUGUUGUGUUUAUGGUCAGUCUGUUUCACAGGGUGACUGUGAUCGUGUUUGGGUGGCUAGGUGUGUUGGGGGAGGGGAAUGAGUGUGGUAGGGUAUGUGGCGUGGUGAGGUUGACAAGGUCGCGGAAUGAGUGACUGCGUCAGGAUGAGUGAGAGUGACAAUUAGUACGGAUAAGUGUAUGGAAGUGACAGUAAGUGGGGAGGCUGUGUUAAACAGUCUCCCCACCCUCUGUCUUUUUAAAAUAUUUUAGUUGCUCCACUCCAGCUUACCUCCUGGGGAGAAAUUUAACGGCACAAACACAUUUUCUGGUGGGCUUUUGCAGUCCUGGUCCGGCGCUCUGUGAUGACAGGAAGAUCUUUUCAUCAGAGCUGGAGCUCCAGGUUCAGACAGGGGCCCACUAGGCCAUUGUGUGCGCAUUAACCUAUCUUAAUGCACCAUAAUGGAGGUUAUGGGUGCAUGGUAAUAAUUCAUUACUCAAUCAUUUAAGUCAAUUUAAUUGCAUUUUUUUAAUUUAUUUUUUUAUUUUAGGUUUUAUAUUUGGGGGUGAGAAUGUAAAUGGGUGCCUACUGGCUGUACAGGAGAGGUACAUUUUGGAGCAAAAACUGGCAACCGAGAGAGCAAUACUGCAAGCACCAUAGCCAGAUUCCCCCUCCUGUAAGUAGUCACCGUUUUAGAAUGACUGCCACUCCUUGCCUCCGUUACUUUAGAAGGAGAGCGGGAAGCUCUCUGCCUAAGCCCAGCAGUGCAGGGUAUAACUCAUUGGCUGAGAGCAAUCUGCUUACACUCCUAGCAAAUGAGCAGACUUGGCACAAAAUAGCUAAUGGACAUUCCUGCUUAGGAGCUUCCAGGUCUCUAGUUGUGGCGGUGGGGAGUGUUUCCCAGUGCACUUAAGGUAAGAUAUAAUGUUCAUCUGGGCACUCCAGACACCAAACGUUAAAAAAAUAAGUUUAUUGGUGUUGUAAUUUAGUGUAAUGAAAGCAAAGAAAAAAGUCAACAGUAUAAGGUAAUACUGUGGAAGGGAAAGGGUUAACUGUAGAGGAUAUAGCAAGGAAUUAAAUAGAACUGUGCUCUUUGUGAGUGGUUCAGUUUUUGCUGCUUGGUUUUUUGCAACAUUUUAUCAGCAUUGAAACAUUGUUUGUAAAUAGUGAGUUGCUAUACUCAGAAUAAAGUACUCUAAAAUACUGCACAAAAGAGAAUUUUUUUUUUUUUUUUUUUUGUAGGAGCUUGUCCUUGGGGUGCAAAAAAAACACCCCAAACAUGUUUUUGUUUUUUUUUAAUCAUUUUGGGCAUUAUUACAAUUUUUAAGGAGCAAUUCUGGUGCCGUUGUAAAAAUGAAGCAAUUGGCAGAAACUUUAGCAUGGCAACUUGAGCACCAGUGUUAAACAUCUAACCAAAAGAAAAGUUUCACUUCGGUCUGUGGGCAGACACUAGGGAAAUAUUGGCUCCAUAACCACUGCAACAUGCAGUAGAAUGAAUGGUGUUUAGACUUACCAUUUACAUUUUUGUCUAUAGUAUCGGCGUGACCUAUAAAGUAACCUAUAAUAUAUACUGUCAAAUAUUUUUCUUAAACCGAUUUAUCCCUGGUUGAUUUAGAUGUGUACCAUGGAUCUAUAUAUGUCUCAUCGAUUGAUGGACUAAAAUAAGUUGGCGAUGGCUGUCUCUUCUACAGUUUCUAAGAGUGUAUUAAAGGACCGUUAAAGUCACCCAGGCCUGGGGGCCGUGGUCUUGUCCUUUUAACCAUUCAUAGUAAAAUGUUUGCUGUUUUGUAGAAAUGGCAAUGUUUACUUUGAAGGGUUAAAUGGAAACUAGAAGUGGAGUUAACCUAUAAAGGUAAUUAUUGCAGUUUAAAAAAAAAAAAAAACCUGCCAUAAUUAACUUUGCAGUGUUGUGUGCUUUGACACUGCACCCACUUCAAUGCGCUAAAGUGGUCUGGGUGUCUAUAAGGACACCUCCAGAGGUUGUUACAUAGACCGCCACUGGAGGCGUUUACGCUUCAAGAAACUAGUAAAACAUGGUCAAGUAAUGUUGCAACCCCAUAGGAAAGCAAUGAUUUCUUAUGCGGAAGCUUGGAUGCGCUUGCGGCUAUUGUUGCACUUACUCAUCAGGUCUCCAGUGCUCCGCUAUGAGGAGCAUUGGAUUGGACUAUACCGGACAAUACCACGCCUACCCCAUUAGUUUAAAGGGAUUCUCUAGUGCCAGGAAAACAAACCCCUUAAGACACUUACCUGAAUCCAAUGCCGAUGUCCCAUGGCGCUUUGUAAGGGCCCGUCGGCGGGGAGACCUGAUGUGCAUGCGCGGCAAUGGCCGAAUGCACAUUAGACCUCCCCAUAGGAAAACAUUAUUCAGUGCUUUCCUAUGGAGAUUCCAGUGACACUGGAAAUCCUCAUGCAUAGCGCGAGGAAGUCCAGCAUCGUUUAGACAACAGAAGUCCCUCUAGUGGCUGUCUGGUAGACAGCCACUAGAGGAGGACUUAACCCUGCAAUUGUAGUUAUUGCAGUUUAUAAAAAUUGCAAUAAUUACACUAGCAGGGUUAUUAUUGUUAUUAUUAUGAUAUUUAUAGAGAGCCAUCAAAUUCCGCAGAGCUUUACAAUAGGUGCACGAACAGACAUGUAGUUGUAACCAGACAAGUUGGACACACAGGAACAGAGGGCCCUGCUCAAUGAGCUUACAUGCUAGAGGGAGUGGGGUAAAAUGACAAGGUAAGGAUAGUAUUAGACCAGUGACAGUUGCAGAAGAGGAAUCGGUCGUGAGCUAUUAACAGUUUAAAUGAUACGCUUUUAUGAAGAAGUGGGUUUUUAACGAAUUUUUUUGAAGGAGUGGAGACUGGGUGAGCAUCUAACGGAGGAGGGAAGCGAGUUCCACAGGAACGGUGCAGCCCUUGAGAAAUCUUGACGGUGAGCAUCAGAGAUGGGGUUAAGGGUGAUGGGAGUUGGCACCCAGACCACUUCAACGGGCUGAAGUGGUUUGGGUGCCUACAGUGUCCCCUUUAAGGGAGACCUCUAUAACUAGUGACGGCGACUCUAAAGCAUUAGUAAUACAGGUUUGUAUUGCCAACACUUGGUGUUCCUUUAAACUAGCCAUCGGUUUUUGCCCAUACUUUACGUUUAUCAGUACGUUGGUUUUGGUUUUCUAAUCAGCCCAAAUUCUGUGCACAUAAACUGUACAUAGUACCUUGUGCAGAUACAGCUUAUCACCAAAGUAAUAUUACUUUGGUUGAGAAUGUAGAACAGGAAAAUUAGACUUGUUGUGCCAGUGUUUUAGAAAUGGUGACAAGAAGUAGGGUUACUUACUAACAUUAGGAUGUGCAAUCAUGGAUUUUUAAAAUUCUGAUAUUUUAAUGAGAUUAAUUACUGAAAAAGCAGCAAUCAUAAUGUUAAUUUCUAUUUAAGAAACAAGCUAAAAGUUUGUAAACCCCUUUAUGGACACACGACGGAAAUAUUCCGUCAUGAUUCCCUUUUAUUUCUGAAGUUGUGUCCUUAAGGGGUUAAAUAAUAUAUUUAUAGAAAUUAAAUCUAAACCUUUAUCAAGAUAAAAAUGAAUCAUUAUCAACCAGAGAACUCUUUCUAAUGCUGUAAGCACAGGUAGGGAACUAAAUGAGAGGUACGUGUAUAAAUGAGCAAACUUCUGUGUUCACUAUAGUGUGAAUUGACAGGAAUUUAUGGUGAAUGUAACGUUUUAGGACAAACUAAACUGACAACAUUUUGGAUAUUUUGCUUUUAUAGUUUGAAAUCACUUUAGGGCUUUUAAUAAUGUUUUACCCUAUCCCAUUCAGGCUUCGCAGCGGAAUACACAUAAAAUCACCUUUUAUGGAUUGAGGACACAUUUAUGUAACCCUUUUAAGGGUUGACUGCAUCCUUUUGGACAGCUCUGGCCUUGAAUGUACCAGAUGUUUUUCAUGUUUUUUUUUUUCCUUUUACUUUUCAGCAUAUGUUAAAAACAAGUCUAUUCUGUGGAGGUUCAUUUUGAUGCAAAACGUGUUCUCCUGUUUGAUCAACAUAAGCAUGGGUUGCUGGAAUCUAAUUUUUUUUUUUUUUUCCUACAUAUCAGAGAUUUUAUGCCCUCAGACUGGGUGUAGUCUUUCCUGCCAGUGCUGAUUGGUACAAUGUUCAUAUCUUUCACUUUUCAUAUUGGCAUUCAUAUUCCACAGCACUAAAAUAAAGUCUGGGGGACAUUGUGUGAUAUAAAUGAAGGUGGCUGCAAUUUUUGUGUGACUAUGAAGAUAUGUUGCCAUUAAAUUGAGUUAAAAAAAAAAAGCAAAGUAAAAUAUGCUUGUGUAGUAACAAUAUACUGAUUGUAUCCCAAUUUGGGAGCAUCUAAUACCUGGUUUACAGUAUCUCUUCAAUGCCCACAUUUUAAAAAUCACUAUUUAGUAGAUAUACCCACAAAUGGAAACCUGCAUGGAUUUAAUUAGGACACACUCUUCAUACUUAAAGCACCUAAGCAAGCUUUAAUGUUCUGGAGUUACGCUUUAAGUUUAAAAACUCACAUGGAAACAUAUGAAAGUAAGCAUGUAGCAUUAAAGUUUAACUCCAAACACCAUGACCACUUAAUUGAUUUGGCUCGGGAUGCAUAAGCAAAUUAAUUUAGCCCACAAAUGGCAUGGAACUGAGCAGUAAGACUGCAUGGGUAUGAUCUGUACACCAAAACCACUUGAUUACGCUAAAGUUAUUUUGGUGCUUACAGUGUUCCUUUAACAGAGACUAGAGGCAUUAUAAUAAUUUGAUUAAAUUUAUUAUAGUACCUAGAGUCCCCUGGCGCUAUCCCUCCAUUGUCAAGCCAUUAAAAAAAAAAAAAAAAAAUGUUUUAACACUGAAUGAGUGCCAAAGAAAUAGUCCACAACAUCUGGAGUACUGUAGGUAGCUUGCCUCUCCUCCGUACAUGUCAGUGUGUUGAUUAAUAUAUUACAGCCAGGAUGCUCACCAUGUCAUGUCACAAAGGCCUUACUGCACAUAAUGAAAGUUUACUAGAGGAUUAAGCUGUAGUACCCCACUGGGGAUUUUGGCUUGUAAUAUAUAAUCCUGAUGCUUGGCUCCUCACAUCCUUUGAUUUGUUUUUGAACAACUCACACCUACCCCCUAGGGAUUGCUGAACUAGAUUUUUAUAAGCAAUGUUAUAUACUCCCUACUUUGUUUACAAAAAUAAGUGUGUAUGUGUAUAUAUAUAUAUAUAUAUGUGUGUGUGUGUGUGUGUAUAUAUAUAAUCUCCUAGCAUCUUAACCAAUACAGUAUGUUGUAGUGUUUCUCUAAAGUUUAAGUGGGUUCUGUCACCCAACUAAAUUUACUUCAAUCCGUUCCUCUUCUAUUUUGCUCCUAAUCUUUUUCUUCUUUUUAAAUCUAUUUCUCCUAAAAUAUAUAUAUAUAUAAUGCAAAGUAGGGACUAUCUUGCCUUAUGUAUUUUUCAUCCGCUUUACCAAAGUUGAAGCUUCUGUCAAGUUUUGUCAUUAUCUCAUCGCUGGGCAAUCUCUAUGGAAGACCACACAGGAUCCUCCUUAGACUUCAGAGCUGUACUCUUGCACACUGUGGCAACCAAGCAGUGAAGUUGCCAUCAGAAGCCUUUGGAAAGUUUGCAGAGGCCUCAGAACAUUGCAAAACUGCUUUUAAGGAGAUUAUUUUUUAAAACCAUGAUUGUGCAAAUUUAACAAGGGUAUUGCAAAAUCUUAGACAAACUAACAAGUAGGAAAACUCCUUAGCUCUGCAAGUCUGACCUAAAUGGUACAAUUCUCUUGCCAAUUCUCAGUUUUUGUAAAUAACCCUAUGCGUUUCAUGUGCCGAAUUUGAAAAUUGUUUAGAAUGUUUAUGACAGGGACUGUAAUUUGUAGAAUGUUGACUACAUGCCUCGUGAAAACUACUGAAUAGGUACACCAGGUACAUCCUGUGGAUCUUUUUUUUUUUUUUAAAACAAUGAAAAUAUUGUCUCUCUAAAGCAUAUGUAUUGUGGUUAUAAUAUGACAAACUGACUUUUUAAUUUUUUUUUUUUUAAUGCAUAAAGUAUGUGUUAUGAGAAGAGAUUUAUUUCUUGGGAACUGAUGUUUUUACAGUGAUUUAAUCAAGUCAGGUCAUGUUAAGGUAUAACAGCAUUUAAAAACUUUUUUUUUUUUUAAAUAAAGGUAAAUGAUAUGCAGAAUCGCUUUAGGAGAUGUUAUCUUACUCAUGUCCUCCCCAACAUUCCUGUGCAACUCCUUUUGGAGGUCUGUUAGUUACUAGAGGCAUUAUAAUAAUUUGAUAGUCCAUCCUUCUUUCUACUCUCGAGUAAUUUGCUCUGCUCCGGAAGACUCCACCCCAUAUAUUUUUGCCUCCCACACCACUGCCCCAAUCAUUUACAUUACAUUAAUGUUUUGUAUCAUGAUUCCCAUAUUUUUCUGCAUGUUUAAAACAUACAUGCUUAUGUAAAGUUACUCCUAACGUUGUACAAUGCCCGGGCUUUAUUACCACACCAUCAUUGAUACUGUCUUAGAAAAUCAUUGCAUGCAAUGAUUCUCUAUUACAAACCUUGACUUCACGGUGCGUAUGUGUUGUCACGGUAUGCCUGGGUAUGAGAGCCAGAAAUUGAAAUUUCUAACUAUUCUAUUCAGGGGGCGUGGAGGCAUGGCGUGACGUUGCACUCUCAAGCCUUCAGAAUAAUUUUUUUUAAAUCACAAUUGGGAGCUUAUUAAAAUGCGGAACGUUUGCACUAUAACAACUUCAAUUUGAUGAAGUUAUCAUGAGUACAAUGUUCCUAUAAAAAUAAUCAUCACAUGCUCGCGUUGUCUCGGACUUUCAUGCACAGGUAUUCCUUCAAUAGUGUCAUUACAUGGCACUUUACUGAUUAUGAUUUUUAUGCCACGUAAGCAUAAACUAGUGAUAACUUUUUUUUUUUUUAACCCAAAACAACAAAAUAUAUAAAUAUAAGGAAAAGACUACGUUUUGUUAACUAUUGACCUUUCAUAAGUGUCUCUAGGUUGAGUUCUGCUUAAAAUAAGAAUGGUCACUUCCUCAAUUUUAACCUAAUUGCUAACAGUUAGUGAUUGGUUGUGCAGGAAGGUUCCUCUCCUUCUAUUUAGUUGUAUUUUUACUUGUCUUAGUGAGCCUUUAUAGUAGUAAUGGAGAAAUGCAAAGCUUGCAUCCCAGGCAUUAUGAGCUGGUAAUAUUGCUGCAAGACAGAGGCACAGUGGAUCUAAGUGAGCCUCUUGCUUAAAUGAACAGUAUAGGGUCAGGAACACACACAUGGUAAAAACACUAUCUGUCCCUUCCUCUCCUAAAUAUAGUUGUCUUACCUUUAUUCCAGUCUGCUGGUACUGGCUCUGCCACUGAUGUGUCUAGUUGGCUAAAAUCAUGAGAAGUUAUGAUCUCAGCCAAUCACAAUGCUUUCCCAUUGGAUUGGCUAAUAUUGUUAAUUCUGAUGAUCUCUAGUAGUCAUCUGAGGAGUGGCUACUGGAGGUGUCUUUAGGCUGUUAUGUAAACACUGCCUUUUCUAUGAAAAGACUGUGUUUACUGCAGAAGCAGACUAUACUCACCAUAACAACUACAUUGAGCUGUAGUUGUUCUGGUGACUAUAGUGUUCCUUUAACCUCAUUAUUCACCCAGUAACCGCUGGGAGCAAAAAACAUCUCUGGAGUCCUUGAUAAAGACACCAGUGCCUGUUUGUUGGCUGAAUAAACUUCACAAACUCAUUACAGAGCGCUAAAGAUUGAGAAUUCACUUCACGUUUUCCUGGCAUUAUAGGGUUAUUAGGUUCCCCCCCGCGGGGCUGGAGGGGUUAACCUCUUACCUGAAUCCAGGGCUGAUGUCCCUCUGCGCUAGAUCAGGCUCUGUCCAUGCUCCUCCCCUGCCGUCAGCCAGCGGGGGAGACCUAAUGCACAUGCACUGCAAUGGCCCCGUGCGCUUUAGACCACCCCAUAGGAAAGCAUUAUUCAAUGCUUUCCUAUGCGGAAAAUCUGACACCGGAGGUACUUGAGGACAUGCAGCGAGAGAUAACCGACCAACGGUCGGUUUGGAUUCCGGGAACCCUCUAGUGACUGUCUGUUAGACAGCCACAGAGGGCAGACAUAGAGCUGCAAUGUAAACACACUAAGUGCAAAAGGGUCACAGCACCCAAACCACUUAUACCAUUAGCUGAAGUGGUCUGGGUGCCUACAGUGUCCCUUUAAGUCACUAAAAAGGUGAGAAACACCAGAAAAUAAAGGACUCGUAAAAAACAUUUCUCAGUUAUGACUAUCUAUAUUUACUUGUUCAUGGUUAUGUAACACGAUCCUUUUUGACCAGUCAGUACUUGAAAUCGUCCAAAAGCUUUAAAAUAUUUUUUAUUUUUUUUUGAUGAAUCUAACCUUUAUUUUGCUCCCUGUUAAAUGGCUGUUAAGAAGCUUCUUUCUGCAAAUGUCAGCUAUUGGCAAGUGAGCCGUGCGGUGUUGGACAAAAAGCAAAUAUAGCAUUAUUCUUAAAGGAUUACGUGUUUUUCUUAAGGCAACACAACAGCAUUAGGAAUACAAACAUGUAUGUCUCAUACACUGUAGUGUCCUUCUACCUAUAGGUGGCUCACGCCUUCUCUGUGAGGAUUUAAAAGUAGAUCUACUCUUACUUUAUAUCUUGCAUCGUGCAGGACUCCCUGUGCAAGUUCUGCGUUCUUGGCUGAGAUAAUCAGUCUUGAUGAUCUCAGUCAAACCAUUGCUUUUGAAUAGAAAAGCAUUGGGAGGCUAGAGCGCAUGCGCGUCAAAACACCAUGCUGCUCCAAUUCGAUAUCUGUGACACCAUCUGAAAUAUUUUCUGAUAUUUUUUUGUUUUUUUUUAAUUUAAUUUUUUUUUGGCGUAAGUGCUUUUUCCAGCCUAUAGUGUCAAUUAUAAUGCUUUUAUUUUUCAGUCCGUUUAAUGGCUAAAAUAAAAUGUUUUCUUCUGUGUAUUAAAUAGGAAAUAUCAAGUGCUUACUAGCAUUUUUUUUUUUUUUUUUAGUUAAAGUCACAGUAGUCAACAGUUGUUAAAAAGGCAUUUUCCAGGCUUGAAAUGCGUCCAGCUUGCUUGGCGUGUGGAUUUUACUGUUAGAACUAUGGCCAAAUACAAUUUUUUUUUUUUUUUUUAAAUGCUACUUGCCUGCCACUGUUUAAUGCAUGUUUUUGGUUUUUACUAUAAUGUAUUGUCCCUUUCUGACAAUGCAUAAUACAUUUGAGAUUUUUUUUUUCCCCCUCCUGUUUAUUAGAGCAGAAUGUUGAUUAUCGGACGUGUCAAUUAAACUAAAGAUACCCACGCAAGCAGCAAACUUGAGCUACAAUCCCCUGAAAUCAUUUUUGUGCCCAUAAAGCAUUGCUUCUAGGAUAAGCCCAGCAUUGGCUUUCACCUCAAGCUUCCCAAAAGUGUGCCACGGUGCAGUGACCUGUGAACCAGAAUAGGCAGACUAUAAUCUCUACAGCCUACUGCAGUGUUUUCUCUCUCUCUCUCUUUCUCUCUCUCUCUCUCCCCCCUUUCCCCCUGCUGUGCUGUACAAUGUUGUUUUUCUGUCAAAUGACCUUGAAAGUAAAUAUAAUUUUAGUUUUUAGCGAAACUUGGUCAUAUCUUCUAUCACUUUUUCAUUAGCUUGAAUGCUGGUAUCUCAUUACAAAGGUCAUUAAUUGCACCAGCUGUACCCUGUGUUGUCUGGUGAUAUGUGAUUUGUUGUCUGUCAAGUUGCUGUAGCAGUAAGUGAAACUAGUAUAAACCACAUAUGUCACGAAAGUUGAUCUUGUUCUAUUAUUAUUUUUUAUUUUAAGCUUUCCCAAUUCUCUCAAAUUAUUAGGUUUGAUUGAAAAUAGCUUGGCACAUACUAACAUGACUCAGAUAUCCUUUUGCACAAAUUGCGUACUACCUCCUACUCCUCACCGUAUCCACUCUAAACUCUUCUUUCAGCACCUUUACCAGGCAUCUUCUAGCUACUUGGCUUUUGUUAAGGAGGGAGAUAAAAUGGUUUCCUUCAUGUGUCAAAACAAACUGAAAUCAAUAUAUAGCCCGUUUUUGAAAUGCUGUGUCAAAGCAGGAUCCUCCUUUUUAAAAAAAAAUAAAUAAUAAAAAAAAAUAAUAGAUUGUUUUGUGGUUAAGUAAUGUUCUAUGUAUUAUCCAGUGAAAAGCUCCAUGUUAAGUGUACAUAGUGGGACUGUAGAUUGUACAUGGAUUUUGACUUGUUACAGUAUAAUUGCAGAUCAGGAGGUGGAUGAGACAAAAAUCAUUUGCACAUGGCUUGACUUUAUUCUGUUUGUCAAGCCUUAGUCUGGGCUAUUGUGUACAUUAAACAGCUAAUUAAAAGCACCAAACCAACUUAAGCUUAAUGGGAGUGGUUAUGGUGUAUUGAGCAUCCCCCUGCAGUCCAACUAAUCAAUUAUCUGCCUUUGAAGAGUUAAAUAACUGUCACACAUCCCCUGCAUGUGAUCUCUCUAUCAAUUUCCUGUAGCUCUUCCUUGCGUAGUCUGUUUUUUUGUUUUUGUUUUUUUAAUUUCUUGCCUCGUGUUCUAUGAAGUCUACUGGCGCUUAGUGUGUAAUUUAAAAAAAUUUUUUUUUUAGAGAGCAGGAUUGUAAAACUUAUAAGGUAAACACACUGUGUUGUCAUAUCUGACUGAAAAGUGUACCAAUUGUUCAUGUUGGCUGUGUGACUCAUAGCCAGGGAGGAGUGGCUCUGAGUGCACAAACAGAAACAAAAGCUAUUUAACUCCUCCAUGGCAGAAAAUUGAGCAGUUAGACUGCAGGGGCAUGAUCUAUGCACCAAGACUGCUUCAUUAAACUGAAGUUCUUUUGGUUAUUGGAGUAUCCCUUUAAGUUGCAAUUUAAUAUCAUGUUAUCACUUACGAGCUAUCCACAACGUUAUGCCAACUGUUCUCUCUAAUCCAAGUUACAUCACAUUGUGAUUCCACUACUUUUCCACAGUUACUUUUUUCCUGACCUCACUAAUAAUUGAUUUUAAUAAUUUAUGUGGAAACACCUGUUAACAUUACUUGAUAUAAAGAAGUCUGAUAUCUAGAAGCAGUGCAGGGGCAAAGCAUGGCUCUAGUGUGAUUUCCUGGCUUGUUACACUAGAAAAUACGUGUUCUUUAACCUCUUACCGGUGCUACCCUGAACGGUAUGGGCUUUUUUCCCCACCCCCCCUUUUGUCCUGUAAUAUUUUAAAAUAAGUACGGAUGACUGCAGACAAAUAAAACCCAUUCAUCAUGGCAGCAGUACAGGUUAUAUAAGACGGUGUGAGUGCCUGGUGUCUGUCAGUGGGUGGAGACAAUAUUCCUGACCUACUUCUGCAGCAUGCGUUCUUUAAUAAGUGUUACAAUUCAGAAUAUAUGGAGCUUUACUCUUCAGUCCCCUAGACUUUCCCCCCAGAUGUUAUCGUGGACCAGCCCUUUACAGUUAUUUCACCAGGUUUCUUUCCACUAAAUGAAGUUUAUUCUUUCCAGAGCCUUUCCAGCAAAUGUAUAGUUGAAAUAUUGCACCCAUCAUGAGAAAAUCUGUUACCGGAUUAACUUCAUUAAAUCUACAGUUCAGAAUGUAAAUCUUUAGGAAGUAUUUCACAAACUAAUAUGCAGAUAGUAGGAGGGGCGGAGCCUAGCAGCAGAGCUUAGCGGUCGCAUCUCACUGGAGCUCCUAAGAAUAAACUCAAUUAACACCCUAUUCAGGCCAUGAAAACCGACCAUAACAGCUGCAAACACCAAGAUGUAGUCGGGGAACCAGCAUGGGUCAAAAGAUUAAAGCAGAAACUGGACCAGCCCAGUCAAGGCUUAGAUAUUGGAGCCAUCUGGAGACAGGCUCAUGGAGCAACUAGGCCCAAGAUGGCCGACUACCCAGACACAUACUCCAAACUAUCGGAUGACUUCUCACUGGGAGAGGUCACACCCGACUUACCCAGUAUGAUGGCAGCAGCAGCAUACAAACCCCCAAGCCCUGAUACAGCACCAGUGACUACUGCGCCGCUCAAGAAACUUCUGGCAGACCUCCAAACCACAAUCCAGUCGGACAUGGCUAACCUCCGCACGGAUAUACAAGGGCUGACAGGAAGGCUGAGCACCCUGGAAAACAACUCCGCGACCAACACUACCCACAUUACCUCAGGAGAUCAAGUGCCCACAGAGCCAAAAUGAAGAAUUUAACUGGAGAUUCGGCUCCCUGGAAGACACACUUUGGGUGAAUAAUCUGAAAGUGAGGGGUGUAUCAGACAACAUUCCGACAGCCGAACUGUCGCACCUUAUGUGAAGGCUCCUGGCGGCGCUGUUAUCGCUGCGGCAGGCUAAGGCCAUCAGUCUAGACGGUGUCCUCAGGGCCCCAAAGCUCCAACAGGAGCCACCCUAGACCUCAUAAUCCGUUUUUAACAAGUGAAGGAUAAGCAGCAAUUAUAGCAGCGGUCAAAGACUGCACCCCAUACACAUUUGAAGCGAUGGCACUUUCCUUUUUUGCGGGUCUAUCUGGGGGCACUCUUGCCUGGAGGAGGUCCCUCAAGCCGUUUACCUCGCUCCUCAGACACCACGGUAUACCAAAAAAAUGGCGUCUCAACCACACCAUACUCAUCACGAGGGGUGAAGACAAACACAAAGUCUAUGAUCUGCAGGGAUGCUAUGCAGCACACAACACCUCCAGAUUCCGCCGGACCACUGCACAGAUGGGACCCAGAAAAUUUGACAGGCUUUGUACCGAGACAACCCAGACGGGGCCCCUAUGCUGCAGCCACCACAUGAAGGCUUCCUAGCGCCCGGUAGCAAUUGACAGCUAUAUGUUUCCACUGCCUCUCAGUUACUUUACUUUUCUUUAAUCUAUACCUUAUUAUUACACAAGAAAGCGGCAAUACAGCUCAGCUGCUAUAACACGUUACGAAUGUUACCCAACAUGCUAAAAUCUCUGCCCUAAGCGUAUGCGUGACGACACAUACAGCGAAUAUGAAGACAGACUGUUAACAUUUGACAGCCAAGUCAAUACAUUGCUAGCCAAAAUAGAUUCACAAGUACCUAGCGGAGAAAAGAGAUGCAUAUGGCCUAGCUUAACAACUCACAAUAUAGCUUAACAAUUUAUAGUCCUGCCUAAUCUGUAACACACGCUCUAGACACACAGACUUUAUUGUUGGGGCCCAUCACGCACUAGAAUCCACACAUCUGUACAUAACAAACAUAAAAAAUGCAUAGCUAUAUGAUAGUCAUACUUUGUCGUGAUAUGUGAUUAUAUUAUGUGUGCCCUCGCUGUUGUGGCGACGCAUGCUCGUUUGUUAUAUCAUGCGCAACAAAAAUAAAGAAAUGUAUGUUAGUACUGGAUCCCUCAAAAUUGAAUAAGAAAUACCAUCAAUGGGAAUCCAAUGUUGGAGAUAUGAGGAUAUGGGCUUCUAUACCCACAUAUGGUGGAAAUGUAAAAAAAAAAAAAAAAAAAUGGAAUAGGAUCUUCUUAAUAUCAUCUAUGGUAGCAAAUACAACUUAAUCAGAUUUAGCAUUAGCACUCCUCCAUAUAGGAUUAAAAGACAUACCCAUUAUCUGUAAAAAUGUAGUUAUUCAUAUUCUUCUAGCGUUUAAAUACUGGUACACCCAAAUGGAAUACCAAGUGGUUAUGGAAAAAAUAAUAUAAUUGAAUACAAUAAAAGUUGGUCCCUAUGGAAAAACAAAAUAAUCAAAUCUGCUCACUUGUAGAAAAUACAACCAUAUAAAUUAUUUCAGAAACUAAGGUAAUUCGGAAAAGGAGGAAAAGAAAAAUAUUGUAUUGAUGAAUUUUUGAUAUAAUAUAUACCUCUUAGAAAAAUAUCUGCCUUCUAUUUAGUAUAACUGGAUGAUAUAAAUGUUUUACUUAUGUAUUGUAAUUUAUUUUUAUUUGUAAUUAUCAAUGGUACAUCUACAUUACAAUAUUAAUGACAGGCGACUUUAAAUUGUCUGUUGUUGCUAAGUAAUUUAAAAAUAAAGAAUUUAAGAAAACUUUACUACUAGCCAAGCAUACAACUGUUCACUGUCUGAACACGGUACAAUGAUUCGACUAACAGACAAGUAUUUGUAACAAGACGAGUUGGACGCACAAAAACAGUGUGUUGAGGGCCCUGCUCAAGCAAGCUUACAUUCUAGAGGGUGUGGAGUAAAGUUUACACCACAGUAAGGGUAGGAUAUAUUUCAUUUAAAAAGUAAGUUGCUAGAAUCGCUUACAAUGAAGAUCUAGUUUUUUUGAUGACACAUUUGAAGGAGAGGAAGCAAGAUGGGUUACCAAGUUGAGGUAAGAAAGAAAAGCUAUGAACAGUUUAAUUGAUACGCUUUCCAAAAGAAAAGGUUUCAUUUAUUUAUUUAUUUUUAUGAAGGAACGGCGACUGGGUGGGAGUCUUAUGGAGCAGGAAGUCUUGAAGGUGAGCGAUAUAAGUGCAAACAUAGGCUAGAUGCAGGUCUUCGGAAGAUCAUAUCGUACGUUUUUGUGUGAUCUACAGCGGAAAAUAAACCAGUAAAGAUUUUGCACUCUAAAGAUCUAUAAAGUAGAUUUUGGCCACUCCAUCAUUACCAUUUCUUACAAGAAAUAUCAUCCAUGACACACAAUUAUCUUUCCAGAAUCUGUUUUUCCAGCAAAAUGUGACCUUGUUCACUUUAGGUCAUCCCAGUCUCACAACCUAGUCAUUCAUUUUAAGCUCAUCAUGAAACAUCAUUCACCUAUAACAUCAAAUUUAAAGGGACACUGUAGUCACUAACUGCUCCAUGUCACUGAAUUGGUUUAGUGUCUGGAGUUUCUCCAACAAUUCAGCGUUCAACCAUUUUUAAAGUUUUAAUACUAAACAAGAGUCCCAGCAGCCCAACCCCACUGUGCUGCUUGGGCUAAUGAGGAAGCAUUAGCCUGUGUAAGAAUGGAAGGCUGUGAUUGGCUGGAAGUGCCAGUUGAUCGCUUUCAGCUCUAAUUACUGGUAUAUCUAGAAGCCUUUACUUAGAGAUAAACUGCUUGAAAACAGUUUAGCAUUGGAUGAAGGGACAGUGCCAGGGAUCUCCUGUAACUAUAAUCAAGUCAAUAAAAUUGUUAUAGUGCCUACAGUAUGCCUUAUAACUGGCAGAUUAGAUUUAAUGAUAAAAAAACUAAAACCUGCAAUUUCAAAUAUCUGGUGUAAACCCAGUUAAAUAAAUUCAUGUAUAGAAUUUUUUUUGAAAUUUUUUUUAAGUUGUUAUGGUGCCUAGAGUAUUUAUUUUUUAAAGUAGGCUCUUAAAAUGUACUAUGUCACCUAACUAAAAUAUUUCUUACACAAGGCAAUGGCACAACAUUCUCCAAUUAAUCUUGAAACUGAAAGACUAUUAUGCAGAAUAGAUCUCCUUUAAACAGGAUUAUGAAUGUAAGAAAACCCAGCUAAGAAACCUGGGAAAAGUAUUCUACUAGAAUACUUUACACAUCAAGUAAACAGGAUUCACAAAAUAUAUUCAAACACAUUCUCCAAACACAACAGUUCAAAGUUCAAUUAAAUGUCUUUAUCAAGACUUGUUACAAAAAAUGACCCAAGUGUACAAAAAAGCUGAAACGUUUCACAAACAAACCAUCUUUAGCGUUUGAUUUCCCUUUGCAAAAUGAAAGGUGCCAUGAGCACAAGACAAUCUAUGCUCACAGGCUUAAAAUCACUGAAGUGAGAAGUGUCAGGAUUUCUAAGAAAUUCCAAAGUGAAUUUCAAAUUUAGGGCAAAAUAGCUGAGCAAGAAAAAUUCUCCAAGUCAGCUAUGCUCCCAUUUCAGCUAUUUUGGCUUUAACCCCUUAAGGACACCUGACAUGUGUGACAUGUCAUGAUUCCCUUUUAUUCCAGAAGUUUUGUCCUUAAGGGGUUAAAAGGACACUUUAGGCACCAUAACUGCUUUGCCUCAUUGAAGUGGUUAUAGUGUCUGGAGUCCUCUGGCGCAGUCCUUCCAUUCAACAUUAAAAACGGUUUUGAAGGUUUUAUCGUCAAGCAAAAAAUGCAUGUUUAGGAGGAAGAUUUAGCCCGAGCAGCGGGUGGCUGUGAUAGAGUAAAUGUGGUCAAGUCAGUCACAUUGUCAUUCCAGGUAUAAAUUGGUAUGCCCACACAGAAGUGUUUAAUAUCUACCUUAGCCGUGGGGGCAGGGUUAUGGAAAGCCAGGGACACUCAUUCGGUGUUAAACUGCUCAAACAUGGUUUAACACUGGAUGGAGAGUUAAUGCCAAGGAAGGCUUCAUCUUCAGUUAAAGGGACACUAUAUAGUCACCAGAACACCUAGAACUUAAUAUGGUGCUUCUGGUGUCUAUAGCCUGUCACAACAGGCUUUUCAAUGUAAAGGCUGCCUAGGUACACCUCGAUUAGCAGUCAUUCAGAUUGGAUAAAAUCUACAAUUCUGAUGAUUUCAGCCAGGGAGGUGGAGCAGGGAUGGAGCCAGCACCGGCUGACCAGCCCGGCCUUUGGGGGAAAAAAGUUUUAUACUUAUUUAAGGGGGACAAGAGGGUUUGCCAUCUAACAUGGUUUUUGUUUUUAACACUAUAGGGUCAAGAAUACCCAUUUGUGUUCCUGACUCUAUAGUGUUUCUUCAAAUACAGCUUGAGAUACGUAGAAGCAGUGUUAAUCCGUAAUCACCCCCACAUACACUUUAAAGGACCACUAUAGUGCCAGGAAAACAUACUCGUUUUCCUGGCACUAUGGUGCCCCCACCCUCAGGGACCCCCUCCUGCCGGGCUCUGGGGAGAGGAAGAGGUUAAAAUCUUACCUUUCUCUUAACUUUCUCCAGCGCCAGGAGGGGAGCUCUCCUCCUCUUCAGCUGCAUGUGAUUUUUCACCGUGAGAAGCACGCAAACGCCUCUAGCGGCUGUCAAUGAGACAGCCACUAGAGGAUUUGGAGGCUGGAUUAACCUAUUUAUAAACAUAGCAGUUUCUCUGAAACUGCUGUUUAUAAAAAAAAAAAAGGGGGGGGUUAACCCUAGAAGGACCUGGCACCCAGACAACUUAAUUAAGCUGAAGUGGUCUGGGUGCCUAUAGUGGUCCUUUAAUUAAAAUUUUAAAAACCCUACAGUGGUUUUAUCCCCUCCUCAAAGUGUAAAUUUUGUCAUAUUUAUCUGUUUGUUUUUGUUUUUUAAAUGUGCCACGUCUCCAGAUGUUUUAAGGGUAAUAUUUACUAUAACUUGUAUAUACAAGGGAAAAUAUGUAUUUUUUUUUUAACAAUAGAACAUUUUUAGUUUUUCUUCGUCAUACAUCUGUAUUCUUCGCUGUCAGCUGAAACAUUUGCAUGUCAACAGCCCAGGCUUGCAUCUACCAGCUGAUAAUGUUCUGCUCUGUCAUGAUAUUUUGGUGCUCCUGAGAUAGUGACUGUAAUCUCUAAGGAUCUUGUUCUACAGCAGGAUAAGUACAAGGUCAUAACAACAAAAGAGAGAAAAAAAAAAAAAACUUUCUUAAAACAGCAUUAAAAUCAAACAUGUUGCAAGCAUCUUGCAUAUGUAUUUGUGUGGGUAAUUAAAACACACACACACCAUUAAAUCUGUCAGCAUUGAAGUUGCUGUUUAGUGGAUACGUGAGUGUGCGGGAUCUUGCGUAAAUAAGGAUAAAAUAUAUAUCUCUAUAUAACCUUUUCUCAAGUUUUAAAGGAAAUGUUAAAUGUAGUAUAUGUAAAAUAAAUGAGAAAAGUUCAUCCCUACCAUUAGUAGGUUAUCCACAUAUAUGCACUUUGGGUCCUGCAGGGUAAAAACUGACAGCCCCUGUGGUCCGAACAGAAGAAAGACUAUUGAGAAUCAGUUUUCAAAUACGGAUUAUCGAAAAAAACAAACGUAUAAUGCACAUACUAAAAAGGGGGGGAUACUUCCUGCAGGGUGCUCCAGAAAGGAAGGGGCAAUCACUCGAGACAUCAAAUGGAAGAAACAUCCAGGCACACCUGAGACUUAAUAAAUGCUCAGAGAGGAGUCGAAACGUUCUCUACUUUCUUUUUUUCAAAUAAAAAGACUGCCUUUUAGAAGAAACCUUAGGUGUGCAUGGAUAUUUAUUUUCUUCCAGUUUUCAAAUACUGUCCAACCCAGGGGGCACAUAUAUGGUUGAAGGAUCCUGUCAAUUACUAAAGAAAGGGAUGAGAUUUGCUCUUUUAUUUUACACAUAACCUACAUUUAAAAUAAAUACAUUUCCUUUCAAAACUUGAUGAAAGGAUUAUAAUAUUAAAAAAACACUUUUGAGGUGACCGUUGUUCUUGAACAUAGGCGGCCUCUGCAUUCAUAGCAAUGUAAAGUCCUGCCUCUGGACAAACUGCAUGAAGACACCAAAUGCACACCAUAGAGAUGCGCUGAGUUAAUGUAUCUUUAUGAGGAUGUCUUGAUGCCUUACGAAUAAUGAUUCAUAGAUAUAGUUCUGUGGUGGUGACCCAAGACAAGCAAUCAUUGGGGCUGCCUUUCCCAGUGAUCACGAUGUGAUCCAUCAACUUCAACCAGCCAGGGGCUAAGGAGGCACAGACUGGAUACAGUAUUGCUAUAGUUGGGGAUGCAGCAGUAUACAAAUCUAGGGUCUUUGAAGAAGCAGGAUUACACUGGUUGACUAAAUAAAAAAUGGUGACAAAUUGAAACUAGCACCUCAUAAUCUGCCCCAAGAACAUGCAAAAGUCUUGGACAGUAGUGCUUUACCAGGGCACAGUAGCACAAUUAUUUUGGAGUCUACUUUCAGAGCUGCACCAUUUGGAUUUUUUGUCUGACUUCCUUUUCCCUUGCACCCAAUACAUUCACAGUAUGCCCUCCUCCCCCACUAGCCUGGUGUGAAGAAGGAAGCUGCCUUUCCGCAUCCAUUGGAGGAGUAUGUCAGUGCACGCAAACAAUCAGCGUGUUUAAUGUGUGCUUCCUAAACGCUUUAAAAUUAAUUAAGCUUUAUUGUACAUGUGUGUUUACUUUUAUUUACAAAGAACAGGAAUCAUCAAUGACGCAUAAUAAAACUACCAUUACCAUGGAUUAUAAUACUUUUUCACUUAAAUAGUCUCCUACAAAAUGAACCUACAAGAAAAGGGUGAGACAUCAAUAAAAUACAUACAGCUAAAACUGAAAUGGUGUUUAGAAACCAUAUUCAGAGCAUUCAGAGACACAGUAAAUAUUCUCACAUACACAAAAUAUCUAUACCGCCUUUCAGCCACUCUGCCCUGUCCAGCUCUCAACGCGAAAUAUGAACAGAACAUUCUGCCUGCCUUUUUGCGUAAUUUUCCCCUCGCUAUAAUGGAAAAUUUAAAGAUGUAACAGCAGCAGUCAUCCCAUUCUACCCAAGUGCCCAGAGUGAUUGACGCCUGCCUGGUCUGAACAUUUAAUGCCAUCUUUAAACUACUGCUGAACAGGGGUGCAGCAGUCUAACACCAUGAUUGACAAAAUUGCAGUGUGUUGGUUUGGUAAUUUCUAUCACCAGAUUUUCCCAAUUUUCUUUUUUUUGUAAAUAUAAUUUUUAUUUGUUUUGCAAAGAUAGGGAAAUAAUGAACAGUGAGACUCGCAGGUCUCAAUUAACAUAUCCAGUGCGAUAACAAGUGUACAACAUGUGAGAAAAUAGGUUUUAGCGAAUGCGAGGAUUGGCUUUAGAAAAUGUGAAUGAUCAACAUUUUGGCUCGCAGGCCCACAUUGUGGAUGGACUCGCAGGUCCCUUGUCAUAUUAUAUUUUUGUGAAUAUAAUCUUUCAUUUGUUUUUCCAUUUUAAUUAACAGUAAGACUUGCAAGUCUCCAUUUGCGUUAAACCUAUGUCAGUUUAAAAAAUUUGCAUGUUCAUUUGGGCUCGCAGGCCCGCAUUGUCGUUGGACUCGCAGGUCCCUUGCAUCGUUCUCUUUCAAUGAAACGUGUGUAUGUAUACCACUAUUGUGAAGGCAUGUAUGAGGGAAGGUCGUGUAACAGCCCGGGUCCGCAUCUUUCGUCUUUGCCCCCCUUUGUAGGUCCCUGUAUGGUUUGUGUGUACUCAUUAUCUAUGUGUCUGGUCAUCUCGUGUCUGUUUUAGUGUUUAGUUGUCCCUUUAGUACUGGUAUGCUGGUGUUCUCUGGUUUUGUGGCGUCUUUUGGCUAGAUUCAUGAUGGUGUCGAUAUCAUGUUAGUGAAGUCUGGGUCGGUUGUCUUCAGAAUCCAAUGUGUCCAAGUGUUGAGGUACGCUUGGAAUGUAAGCGGAGUGAUGGAGUUCCUUUAGGGAUCUCAGUUCCUCCAUUUGUGUGAACCAGGCUUUCAGGGGAGGGGGUAACCUGUUGUUUCCAAUACUGUGGUAUUAUCAGUUUAGCCGUGUUCAAUAUGCGGAUUGUGAGCGAUUUCUUAUACGCUGUUCUAGGGAUCUUGGUGUGGUGUAAGAGCAUUGCUGCUGGGCUAAGUGGGAAGGGGUCGUCUGUAAACUUCCCCAGUAUCUGAUGUAUAUCUUUCCAGUACGGGGCUAUCUUUUUGCACUCCUACCAGAUGUGCAGGAGCGUGCCUCCUUCCUCCCCGCACCUCCAACACUGGGGGGGGUGGGAUGGGAUGCGUGCAUGUAUUGUCGCGGGAGUGUAGUACCAGUGCGUCAGUAAUUUAUAUGCCGUUUCCUGUGUCCUGCUAAAGCAGCAAAUUUUCUCCCAUUCCACCUUGUCAAAAGUAUGGCCUAGUGCCGCCUCCCACUUCCCCAUGAAUCGUGGUUGUGCAAUUGGUGUGUUAGUAGUAAGGUGUAUAGUACGGACACUCCAUGUGCUAGUGGGUUGGGGUCCAGGCAUAGGUUCUCGAAGAAGGUAGUAGCCCGUUGUAGUAUCGGUCCCUGUGGGAGUGAGGUGAUGUUACUCCGGAUCUGUUUGUAUUUAGGUGCAUCAGGAAAGUGUGUUCUGUGUCCCCCCUCAGAUCCUUGAGUGUUUUAAUUCCCUCAGUUGUGUGGAUGUGUUUGAGUCUGGGCCCAAUUUUCUAACAAAAAUAAGUAUCCACUAAUUUACAUAUUAUAUCUUGUUAAACAUAUAUACUGAAUUACUAUUAUUUGUACUAUUUCUUGUUUUUUUGUAACAUGCAAAUUGGAGAGUACCCACGUAGAUAAGAUUGGAGUGAUUACUGAAAUAGGCCCAGAGACACGAAUUGUUAGAGCCAUUAUUUUUAAUUUUAUUUUGCCCAUCAAUAUUUUCCCUGUAGUUUAAGGGGAACCCCAGGUAUCCAUUGAUACCUAGGGUUAGUGGUGUGAGGAGGGAUUUAAAUCUGCUCACACCACAAUAUUUUAAUAGGAAUUUAAAUUCCUAUUUAAAGAGCGCCUUGCAAAACUGGCUUCUGCAACCAACUCACUUAACAGUCUGGGGCCACUAAACAUGCCUCCAGCAGGCAUAGGGGAGCCCUGUUAUCCACCGAUCCUGGGUGUUCCCUGAUGUGAGCAGGGAUUUAACCCUGCACACACCAAAUAUGCAGGGUAUUCUAUGCCGCCCUACAGGCUUUAAAGCCCACUUUAUGUAGGAUGGCAUAGAAUGCCCUAAAGUCAUUAAGGGAUUGAACACAAAUGUCCAAAUAGUAAAGCGAGAGAAAAAAAAACAUUUAAGUGGGUAUUGACUAUCCUGUUAGACGCAAUGUGUACUGCUACAAGGAGCCGCAGGAUCAGAAAAAGGUGCCAGCUGACUGCAGUUGUUCAAAGAUAGUUAAAGAUCAAUGGCUUGUUUGGAAAACAUCCAAGCUCUUUGUCAGACACUAUAAAUAAUGCUUUUAUUUAGAUGUUAAGGAUGACAAUUUAGAAACUGACAAACAAGCAAAUCAAAGUAUGGUACUAACAACACAUGCCAAAAGAGUUUAAUACAUACGUUUCAAAAUACUAUACACGGUUUACUUAAAAACACCCAAUCACAGACCCUAAAACUGUUCUGACAGUAACAAACAAAAACACACAUCAGUGCAUAAAAUUCUGGCACUUGCUGACAAAUCUCUAUGUAACACUGCUCAUGUCUAUCUACCCUCCCUAAUCUGCAAUACAUUUAUGAAAGAAAAACAUCAAAGGGUCGUAUGGUACAGGGGUUUCAUUACACUGACAAAUAAAAUGAUACCUAUUCGGGUAUGGGGACCAUAUGUUAAGUGUUGCUUAUCUUCAUAUACCUACUAUCAGGCUUUUUCAACAAGGACAUAUAUUGGAUGUGCAUUUGGCCAAGUGAGAUAACCAGGGACAGUCUUGAAGUUGGUGACUGUUUUCUACUUGUAAUGUACUUAAAAUGUAACUUUUUCUUCUUUCUUUUCUUUAAUCCUUGUAGUAUCAUUAAUCCGCCAAAUUGUAAUACCUUGUGAGCUUUUUGUUCUUGUACUUUAAAUCUAAUUUCUCAUAAAUCCGCUUCUUAAUCACAACAGGCAAAUCACAACAUUUUUGGUGUGUGUGUGUGUGUGUGUGUGUGUGUGUGUGUAGGGAGAUUUCCUUUUUUUUUUUUUUUUAUGGUACCAAUAUCUUCAAUGUUGAUCUAAUAUUUACUAAAGUGUUCCUGGAGUGCUUGAUUAUUAUUUGUUUGUUCUUUUAUACCCCUUCGUGACAUGUAUUGCCAGUCUUCCAUUGAUAUGAAGGAAUUUGCAUAACUCGUGGAUCUUUGCACAACUCUAGCUUCAGACUGUAAAAUGUGUUUUUCCAACUGAAAAACAAAAGAAAAUCCACUGUGUUUCUUGCAAUGCGUUCCUUGUUGCCCUGGCACACUCACAGCAUGAAUAAUUUAAUGUACCCUCAUAAAGCACUUGGAAGGACUUGAUGAGCAUACACGGAGCAUCGGAUAUUCUGGUUUUAGAGCAACAGCAAUGUUUAUAUUGCAAUGCUAAGACUGCAUCUGAGACUAGAGGCGCUUCCUGAUCUUUUAUGGUUUUAACUCUGUGAAAAGAUGUUGGAUGCCCUCACGCUUUGCAUUAGGACAUCAAGCAAAGACUCAUAGAAAAUCAUUGAUUCAAUUCAUCCUUGUAUUCCUUAUGCUAAAGUGUUCCUUUAAAGGGAGAUGUGGAUUUUAGUGUCCCUUUAAGAUGGCAACUUGUGCCAUGUUUUUCACUCAUAACUUGUAUCCACACAACCGGCGUACAAUAUAAAUGUGUUUGGCAUAAUUGUAUAUAAGUCAAGGUGACAGACAGUACAAAACAUCUUAAUUUACCUAUUCAGUGCUGAUACAGCACUGUUAAAGGCAUGCCUGAGCUUACAUAUUUCAUGGUCGAUAAUAGAGCCAUUAUGGGGGACUAUUUUGUUUUAUGUAAUUUUCCUACACUUUACUUUGACAGAGGAGGAGCUUAAGUUGGCUCCAUUUCCUGUGUCAAGGAGAAGAAUGAGUACUUUCUAUUAUUUUUUUAAAUUUGGCAUAGAUUGGUGGUAAAAUGGUUGCAUGAAGAGUCAAAAUACCCAAAGUUUAAUACCUUAGUUUGUCUUCUUUUAAAAAAAAAUAUAUACAUGUGAAGGGUUAUUCAGGGAUUCCUGACAGUUAUCAGUGUUACAAUGUAACUUGCGUUAAUUUAAAUAUUAAAUAGCAAAGUGAUACUUGUACUUAUUGCCCUAUAACAGUGAUGGCGAACCUUUUUGAGCUUGAGUGCCCAAACCGCAAUACAGGCCAACUUUUUUUUUCUUCAAAGUGCCAACACGGCAAAUAAACCUGAAUACUAAGUUUUAUGUUUAAAAAAAACAACUCAUACAGUUGUUCAAACUAAUUAACAACUUUGUUUUAAAAGAAAACCACAACAAAGAGUUUAAUGAUACAAAUACAUUAAAUAAUGAUAUAAAUAGAUAAAAUUAAGCUUAUAUUUAUUAGUAUCUCCAACAAAUGCAAUACAUAUACACAGACUGCUGAACACAUUCACACACAGACUGCUGAGUACACACACACAGUCUGCUGAGUAUAUACACAUACACACACACACACACAGACACAGUCUGCUGAGUAUAUAUAUACACACACAGACACACACACACAGUCUGCUGAGUAUAUACACACACACACAGUCUGCUGUGUGUGUGUGUGUAUAUAUUAGGGAUCGACCGAUUAUCGGUCUGGCCGAUAUUAUCGGCCGAUAUUUGGUAUUUUCGGCAAUAUCGGUAUCGGCCAAUUCAGAUACCGAUAUUGCCGAUAAUGUAUAACAGGACCGCCGGGCCCAUUACAAGCCCGGCGGUCCUGUGGGGGCCAGCAGCAAGCGCUGACUUACCUUGCAAGCAGCUCCUACAGCUCUGUGUGUAAAUCUCGCGAGACCCGCGGCCGCAGAGCGUUGCCACGGGUUACCAUGGCAACGCUCCGCGCGGCACUAAGAGCCGCGAGAUUUACACAGGGAGCUGUAGGAGCUGCUUGCAAGGUAAGUCAGCGCUUGCUGCUGCUGAGCCACCACUGUACUUAACAAGCCACUGGACCACCAGGGGAUACUAUAUCCCCCUCCCUGGUAAGAAGCAGGGAAGGGGGACUAAACAAAAAAUAAAAAAAACAUUUCAAUAUUAAAAAAAAUAUUAAAAUAAAAAAUUACACAAAUUACAUCACUACACACACACACACACUGCACACAUACUGCAUUACAUACACACUACACAAACACACACUGGGGGGGGACUAAACAAAAAAAACAUUUAAAUAUUAAAAAAAUAUUAAAAUAAAAAAUUACACAAAUUACAUCACUACACAAACACACACACUACACAAACACACACUGCACACAUACUGCAUUACAUACACACACACUGCAUUACAUACACACUACACAGGCACACACACUGCAUUACAUACACACACUACACAGACACACUACACACACACCACAAACACACACUGCACACAUACUGCAUUAGACACACACUGCACACACUACACUGCACACACACUGCAUUACAUACACACACUGCAUUAUAUACACACUACACAAACACAGUACACAUACUGCAUUACAUACACACACACUGCACACAUACUGCAUUACAGACACACACUGCACACACUACACUGCACACACACUGCAUUACAUACACAGUACACAUACUGCAUUACAUACACACACACUACACAGGCACACACACUGCAUUACAUACACACUACACAGUACACAUACUGCAUUACAUACACACACACUACACAGGCGCACACACACUGCAUUACAUACACACUACACAAACACACACUGCACACAUACUGCAUUACAGACACACACUGCACACACUACACUGCAUUACAUACACAGUACACAUACUGCAUUACAUACACUACACAGACACACACACUGCAUUACAUACACACUACACAAACACACACUACACAAACACACACUGCAUUACAUACAUACACACUACACAAACACACACACACUGCAUUACAUACACACACAAAAACACACUGCAUUAUACACACACUACAUAAACACACUGCAUUAUAUACACACUACACACACUGCAUUAUAUAAACACACUCUGCAUCCACUACACACACACACACAGUUCCCCUGUCUAAACACACUUCAUCCACUACAUGUGGCAUGUAUAUUUUGUGCAUUUACCUUUCGAAUUAGUUUAUUUAUUCAAAAUAGUAAAUGUACAGAAUAUCGGCAAGAUAUCGGCUAUCGGCCUGAAAGUUCGCAGAUUAUCGGUAUCGGCUCUAAAAAAUCAAUAUCGGUCGAUCCCUAGUAUAUAUAUGUGUGUAUGUAUGUAUAUAUAUAUAUGUGUGUGUGUGUGUGUAUGUAUGUAUGUAUGUAUGUAUGUAUGUAUGUAUGUAUGUAUGUAUGUAUGUAUAUAUAUAUAUAUAUAUAUAUAUAUAUAUAUAUAUAUAUAUAAUAUAUGUGUGUAUAUAUAUAUAUAUAUAAUAUACACACACAUAUACUGCAUUAAGGGGUGCAGUGUAUGUGUUUCUGUGUGGGGAGGGGUGCGCUGUGUGCGGGGUGAUGUGUGAGGGGUGGGGUAGGGUAGGGUGAUGUGUGUGUGUGUGUGUGGGGUGGGGAAGGGGUGGUGUGUGUGGGGUAGGGGUACAUUAAAAAAAAUAUAUAUUUAUUAAUUCUGUAUCCCCCCCUCCUUCCUCUUAACUUUGGUGAAGGAGUUGGGGGGUGGGACACACACACACACACACACACACACACACAACUAUCCCUGGUGGUGGUAAGGAUUGUAGGAAGCAGCUCUCCUGUACUCCCACGCGAUGCUGUGUGGAGCGUUGCCAUGAUAACGCACGGUGACGCUCCACACAGCAUCGCGCGGGAGGACAGGAGAGCUGCUUCCUAAAGCCCUCCCCCUGCCUCUCGACACAGAAGCAGAGCAGGCGCCUGCCGUUUCGAGCAGGCAGGUGGCUACUCUGCAGUCAGCCAGCGGCCCCCUCUCCCGGUGACCUAUGGCCGCGUGCCCACAGAGAGGGCCCGGCGUGCCACCGGUUCGCCAUCACUGCCCUAUAUCUUUCCAAAAAAAAAAAGCUAAGAACAUGUUUACACUGGCUAUUUCUAAACUCAGGACAAAAUGUAGAAACUUUAGAAUGGGUGCUUUUUGGCAGUAGUAUAUGUGUAACAGAUUUGGGGGGUCAAAGCUAGAAAAGGCUUUUUUUUUUUUUUAAUAUUUAUUUACAAUUUUUAUUUUUUAUCCUAUUUUAUAAAAAAAAAUGUAUAGUCCUUUUUUUUUUUUUUUUUUUCAUCAUAUAUAAUUUAUCUUUUAGAAAGUCCAUUUAAUGACUAGAAGUACAUUAUAUAAUGUGUGGGUACAGUAAAUGAGUAAGAGACAAAUUACAGUUAAACACAAAUACUGCAAAAAUGGUCCCAAACUGUAAGAAAAUUGAAAAGUGGUCUGGUCACUAAGGUGUUAAGGAGUUGUCAUUUCUGCUUUAAUUAGGAAUGGACAAAUAUGUUUGGCAUUUAAUUAGGCUAAGCUUCUUAAAGCAAAUCCAUAUUUUUGUUUUCAAUAGUAUGGGACAUAAAUUUCUCAAACUGUAGAACUGAUUUGUUUUCCAGGCAAGUCUGUUUGGAUAGUACAAAUUUUCUUCAUAGAAGAAUGAUAUACCACAUACAAAAAUAUACCACAUGCUUUGAGUGAUGUCAGUCUUUGUUGAUGGCACAAAAUCAUAUACGACAGGCAAAAUUGUCAUUGUCUGAUAAAAGAAGCCUUGAAAGUUAAAAUAAAAUUUAGGUAAGGAAAGCAGAAUGUAGCUUAAUGUAGUUGUUCUGGUGAUUAUAAUCAUUGCCUUCAGGCAUUUUCAUGCAAACACUGUCUUUUCAGAGAAAAGGCAGUGUUUACAUUGCCCUAGGGACACCUCCAAGUGGCCACUCUUCAGAUGGCCACUGGAGGUGCUUCCUGGCUCAGUGUUGAACAGAAGGCAGCACUGCCGUUCAGCGUCUCCAUGCUCUGCAUGGUGAUGCUGAAUUUUCCUCAUAGAGAUGCACUGAUUCAGUGCAUCUUAUGAUGAGGUGCUGAUUGGCCAAAACAGUGUUUGGCCCCGCCCCUUGCCUAUUUUAACCAAUCCAAUGCACUCCCUAUGGGAAUGCAUUGGAUUGGCUAAUCUACCAUUUUGAUGUCACAAAGGGACGCAGCCAGCGCUGGCGGACCCGCGCACUGCUGGAAAUAAGGCAAGUUUUUUAAUUAACGUUUAUUGGUGGCAAGCCACCUUUAGUGGGUUAAACACUAUAGGGUCAGGAAUACGUUUGUGUUCCUGACUCUAUAGUGGUCCUUUAAUAAAUGAAGGUUGUAUUUGUUUCAACCAUAAAAUACUUCAAAGAAGACUGUAUUUGUUUGUCCCUUUAAAACCCAGAAUACUCUAUUUUGGUUUUGUAGGCAUUAAUAAUCCUUUUUUUGCUUAAGUUGUGAAAUCUGUUUUAUUAGUGAUUAUCAGGCUAAUUUAUCCAUAAGUUUGUUGUAAAUUUCCUCUGAACUUUUACCUCUUGGAUUUUGCUUUGUGCUUUCCUGGCUGCUAGGCGGCACAUUGGUUUUCCUAGGCAAAGCAUGUGGAUAUGUAUGGAUUACAUGCCUGUGUCUAGGGAGGGGGAAGACUGCUUUUUCCAUGGAGCUCACAUUUUACUAUUGUCGAUGGAAAUGGGAAACUUGUGUAUGGAUUGUAUUGCCUUGCGUUUUAGACCUGCAGUGUUGACCAUCAGAGGUGAGUUCUGUGCCUUCUACAGAGUGCAUCCUGCUUAAUUGAUGCCACAAAAACUUCAGGAAAUACAUUUAUACUGCAUUAUAUGUACAGUGUAGCUAAUAUCCAAAGUGGUCUAUGUAGAUGCUCACUAAUUUCAGCUUCGAAAAUUCACUAAUCAGUUUUUAUGUCUUAAGAACCGUUUUAAUGUAUUAGUACAUGUACAGCUUAAGCUAGCACAGGUAUCAUAAUAUUAUUUGUGAAUAUUUGAUCUUUGUGUAUUUAGUGCUCAACUAAACUAGCAUUGCAAGGUUUAGAAUGAUUUGAAACUAAUUAUAAUUAUAAAUAUUGACAUGCUUAAAUGUUCUGUGUGCGUUUGUAGUUCUAAAUAAAAUGACUCUGUAUAGUGUGUGUGUGUGUGUGUGUGUAUGUGUAUGUGUAUGUAUAUAUAUAUGUGUGUGUGUGUGUAUAUAUAUAUAUAUAUAUAUAUAUAUAUAUAUAUAUAUAUAUAUAUAUAUAUAUAUAUAUAUAAAAUAAAAAAAUCAAACAAGCUGCUUGUCGUGUGCCGUAACUAAUGGUCAAAUAGACCUAUAAAUAAAGAGGGCCCGCCAAGGAAACGAUUAGUGAUAUAUUACAUGGAAGAGUGGGUGGGGCAAUCGCAGCGGACAUGGAUCGAGGCAGCCUGAAUCUAUAUAGCCGCAUAACCCCUCCCACAACUACAGGUUCCUGCCUUAACAUUUGUGUUCAAGGACAAAGAAGAAUUAAUCGAACAAGUCACUUGUGGUGUAUCGAAACAGAUGCCUGGUAGACCUGUAAAUAAAGAGGGCAAAAGUAUUUAGAGAUGCAAAACUUUAUUAUGGAAACACUAAAUUACGUGGCCAAAUCUUGAAAAGCUUAUUUUAAUUCCUUCUCAAGGCUGAGGUAUGUAUCUAUUGUAGACCAAUGAAUUCCAGCGACCUAAUCUUUUAAUAAUGUGAACUGGAACAUUAAUGUUCUGCACCAGUUUUAAAUGAAUGCCCUGAGAAAGAUGAAGGAUCUAAACCUAGUCUGACAAAGAGCGUCCAUACAUAUAAAAUGAAUUUGCAAGAUGUAAGGGGAUACUGUGAAGGGUUAAAAGUAGAGCUGUUAUAACAGCAUUAUAGGCCUCCGGGCACAGCAGUGCACUGGGGCCCUGCCUACACAACCACUCACAGGAGUGAAAAAGACAAUUAUCAUUAAAAUUAAGCGUGUAUUUAUUGGUACCGCUAACAAAAUCAGUGUUUAAACAUUUACAGUUAUGCUUUAAAGCAGAGAUUAAUCCACAAAAAAUUGGACAAAAUAACAGGAGCCUUGAAGUUUAAAACCAAGAAAUUCAACAUAAAGAUGAUGCUCAGUUGGUAUAUCAAACAGACAGAGAUGGCACAGUAUGAAAUUACUAUGAAUUAGUUAUUUAAGGAACACUAAUAUGUAUUCCUGACCCUAUAGUGCAAAACCCACCAUUUAGGUGGCUUGCCCCCUUAAAAGUUAAUAAAACUCACCUUAUUUCCAGCGCCGCACGGGUCUGACGGUGCUGGCCCCGUUCCCUUGGAGACAUCGUCAAAAUUGCCGUGUUUUAAAAAAAUUUUUUUAUUUAUUUUUGCCAAUACAAUGCUUCCCAUGGGAACGCAUUGGAUUGGAUAACAUCGGCAAGGGGCGAUGCCAAACGCUGUUUUGGCCAAUCAGCACCUCCUCAGAGAUGCAUUGAAUCAAUGCAUCUCUAUGAGGAAAAUUCAGUGUCCACAUGCAGUGCGUGGAGACGCUGAACAGCAGUGCUGCCUACUGUGCAACACUGAGCCAGGAAGCACCUCCAGUGGCCAUCUGAGGAGUGGCCACUUGGAUGUGUCCCUAGGGGUAAUAUAAACACUUCCUUUUCUCUGAAAAGGAAGUGUUUGCAUGAAAACGCCUGAAGGCAAUGAUUAUACUCUCCAGAACAACUACUUUAAGCUGUAGUUAUUCUGGUGACUAUAGUGUACCUUUUAGUAUUCUUUUUAAGGUACCAUAAGAAAUGACAUGGGCCUUCGCUAAAUCUGAGUGUGAGGAUAUCGUGAUUUUACCACAUAGGGUCAAAUCUGAUUAAGGCUUGAUGGUAAAUUCUUUAACUGUUUUAAUUUUAUAAUGGCGUUGGUGUGGUUUCGAAAGGAGUUUUGUCAAGUAAAUCAGGUGUGCCCUGAAUUUAUGGCCAUCUAUAGGUUGGCGUUUAGGGCCUUGUAGGUAGUCUAACCUUUGUAUGCCUUUUAGUAUGUUUUAAUUAGUUAUGAGACAAAGGUAUUGGGAGAUAUAUUUGGCAAAUAAUGGAUACCUCUGAGGUAUCAUUUUAUGGUAUUGUCUAACAAUUUAUAAUUAAGAUGGCAAACCGCUAGAAACGUCACCAUGGUCUCUAUGGAAAAUGAAUCUCUAUUCUACUAACCUGGGACAUGCAAACUAACCAGACAGAGUUGCUGAGUAGCGUCUAGCCAUGUUAACUUCCUAAUUAAAGCGGAGGACUGGCUGUUGAUAAUUUUACAGGUUGUCUGGUUAUAGGAAUAACAACAAACAGAGAUGAUGUUUUAUGAAAUGCUGACAACGUAAGAGUCGUUGGAGGCUGUUGGCUACUGAACUAUUUAUCUUCCAAUAUAGCUGCAAAGCCAGAAUGGGCUGCCGGAUUAGUCCAAAUAGUUGGGAUUUGGCCUGGGAGUGACAAUGGCAAUCCUUUUUCCAAGUGUUGUAUCGUGGUUGAACAUGACCCGAAUUGUAGGUGAAAGAAAAAAGGUCCGAACAGGAAGUUAUGCUGGUAACCAUGGCAACAAUGUAAUUGCCAUAGGAAGGAGGCAGCUUGAAGCUAUAUAACGUGUUUUUUUUUUUUUUUUCUUGUUUUUUUCUUAUUCCAUUGGAGACUAGAGAUGGCAUAAUUGGGUUAACAAUACUGCAGACAUGUAUAUGCAGGGAAAUCUGUCUAAAUUUUUUUCCACCGCUCUGCUCUCCUUGCUUGUAAUCAAAUUGACUGUUUGCAUAUUGUCAUAGCUGCAUACCCCAUGGAAUGCAAAGUCUUCAGCAUUACUUGGUGCUAUUUCUGGCACAUCUCACGGGGAUAGAAAUAGUACUGUGAAAGCAGUGCCGCUCCCAAGCAGCAGUCACUGACACCUUAUUUUCAUUUACUUAUUUAUAGUUUAUUUAAAAUGGCCUAGAAAUCACUCCCUCACACUCUAAUAUUUCAUAGUGUAAACAUGUUGUAUUGAGCAUGCACAAUGAGAAUUAGUCUGUGUGCUGAAAGGAUCCGAGUGAUCCACAUUUUUGAAUAGAUAAAAGUGUAUUUUUUAAUCAAUCCUAGGCCUUUUAUUGUUUUUAAUCAGAACCACUUGAAUGUCCCAUAAAUCCAUGGUCUACAAGAGUUUGAGAUAUGUAAUGCAAUAAACCAGUUAAUUUAUUAAAAAUACUUUGGUUUAUUUUUUUAAUUUUUCUAGUUGGCUAGAAAAAAACUAUUUUUUUUAAAUCUACUCUAUUGUCUUUAUUACACACCUUUCAUUGUCUAUCAUUUCGGAACACUUUGAUAUCCCUUUCAUUUUUAAAAUCCCUCUGUGAGCUUAAUGGAUAAAACCUCUCGCAAAUCCUUCUACGGCCUACGCUUUCCCUGGGAAGUCUUUUGUACUGCAUCGGAUAUUGUGGGAGAUGUGGGACUGUUUGUUUCCUAUUGAAAGCUAUGCGGCCUUUGGCCGACCUGAUUUAACUUUAUUUAACCAGAAAAGGGAAACAAAAGUGCAAAAAAAUAUUCUGGAUCAACAGUUAAUGUUCUGCACUGUCUGGAUCUUUUGGUGCUUCUGAGAUAGUAAAUGUAAUAAUGAGCAGCAUCUCUGAUGGGAAAAGUUUAAAGACAAAAAAGGUCUACACAAAACAAAAUCUGAAAAAAAAAAUGUUUAAAGGUAUUAAAUUGCACAUUUCUUGUGCCCUUUGUGUCCCUUUUUGACGGUGUUCAUUCAAAGCCAAUCCAUUGUGUGAGUUAUUCACUAAACACCAAAUAGUAACCAGUAGAAAUCCAGCUAGCAAAAAUUAAAACGCUGUGAUUUGGCUUCGUUUUCAUUAUGGGUUUUUAUUUCUAUUGUCUAACCCAAUAAGUAAGGUUAGUGAAAUAUAAUCGUAAAAAUAAAUGCAAACACCCAACAGCAUACCCUCUAGUGGCUGUGUUUGGAAUCUGAAUCCAGUUCUGCAUUAGUCAGUAAAAAGUAAAGUGUUUGGAAUAUUGGAAUACAAAGCUGUAUUCCUAACACUAUAGGUACCCUUUGGUGCUGUCGUCGUUGUCCCCCCUGCCCUGGCUUCAUAGAGAUGCUUCGAACCAUGCAGAGUGUGGAGACACUGAACAUCUGUGCUGUACAUUGUAGGGCACUGACCCAGAAGCACCUUUAGUGACUGUCUGAGGAAUGGCCACUAGAGGUUUUCCUAGGCUGCAAUGUAAACAUUGCCUUUUCUCUAAAAAGGUGGUGUUUUCAACAAAAAGCCUGCAGGGACAGGCUAUAGACACCAGAACAACUACAAUAAGCUGUAGUUGUUUGAGUGACACUAUUGUCCAUUUAAGUUGUCUAUUACUUGGGCUAUUUAACUUUAAAUCAGUGGCUUUAUUUUCAUAGACCAUUCAAACAUCCUUGCAUCAGUAGUACAACCAGUUAACCUACUGUCCGCAAUUUACAUAAUGCUUCCAAGGAAAAGAGAAGUUGGGUGCGGAGCUAGCUCUUUACUAUCUGGCCAUUACCGGUUUGCAGAUGACACUCGAGCAAUGGGACGAACCCAGAUUCUCCACCGAUGAUAUAGACUUGAUGCGGAGGCCCUAUGGCGAGGUGAGGCCUGGAAUGGCUGUGGAUCUCUGAGAUUUCUCAUGAGUCAAAGGAUUAUUCUGAAUGCAAGAAACAACUCUCUCUUACCAGGGAUAGUGAGUGAUACUCUAAAGUGCCUAAAUAGUGGAAGCAGCUCAACACGAAAAGUGGAAUACCCUUUAUCCACAAUACAGUACAAAUAUAUAAGAAGAAAUGGUAUAAGUUAUAUACCAACAGGUGGAGCGCUAUUGCAAUAUAAAUAGUAAAAGGGUACACUGACUCCUUCAAUACAGUGGCAAUGUGGAAAUAAACGCUUAAAAUAUGUAUACAAGGAAAAAAAGAAAACAAUAUAUAGUGCCGAUGGUUUACAAAAAAAAUGCAAAUGUGUAAUAGAAGAAAAUUGAACCACUCACAUGGACUGGAGCCUAUAUAGUAUUGGCUCCGUAGGUAAAUCCUUUUUGCUUUUUGGGCAGCAACACACCCCCUUGUCUUGAAUGGUAUUCCUCCAGGGAUAUGGAACAAGGAGACAAACCCUCCCUACCCCCCCCAGCUGCAUGCACAUCAUUUUGUACCUUAAAAGAACACUAUAAGGUCAGGAACACAACCAUGUGUUCCUGACCCUAUAGUGCAAAACCCACCAUUAAGGUGGCUUGACCUCCCUUUAACACCCUUAAAAUAAAUUAAAACUCUCCUUAUUUCCAGUGCCGCGCGGGUCUGUUGGCGCUGGCUCCUCCCCUUGGUGACAUAAUCAGAAUUGCCGAUUUUUUUAUUUAUUUUUUUAUUUUAGCCAAUCCAAUGUUCUUGCCAAUCAGCACCUCCUCAUAGAGAUGCACUUAAUCCAUGCAUCUCUGAGUAAAAUUCAACAUCCACAUGCAGUGCUGCUUACUGUGAAUCCCUAAGCCAGGAAGCACCUCCGGUGGCCACUUGGAAGUGUCCCUAAGGGCAAUGUAAACACUGCCUUUUCUCUGAAAAGGAAGUGUUUUCAUGAAAAUGGCUGAAGGCAAUGAUUAUACUCACCAGAACAACUACAUUAAGCUGUAGUUGUUCUGGUGAUUAAAGUGUCCAUUUAAUCCAUCCUGUGGAGGUGCUCUUAUUGAGCUUUUCGUUUCCUCUCUUUUAACAUUAUCCCAAAUUAUUAUUUUUUUGUUCAUCUUUGCCCUUGUAAACCUUAUGCUCCUAACUCAUACCCCCCAGAGCAUGGUAAUUAUCAAUCUCAACUAAUUUUAAAGUUGCGGUCAGUUUUAUUGCCUUCACUUUUCCAUAUAUGCUUUCUGCCUACAUGUUGUACCCUGAUUUAUGUAGAAAAUCAUAUGUUCACCUUGACUUUGCAUCCAGGUCAGUGCAGCCCCCUGUUUUUAUGUGUGUAUGUAUAAUAAUAUAGUUAAAAAAAUAGACAAAUGUUUAUGGAAUUCAAAAGCCAGACAAAUGCAACUUGAUCUGCGGAGCUCUUCUUCAAGGGGGUGAUAUAAAUUUGGGCAUAAAAAUGAAUACGAUCACUUCUCUAUGAAUUUCUCUCCCUUUUCCCCAGCAGAAUGCCUUGCUUGUUUUAAACUAGUUCUAACUAUUAAACUGAAAAGUCAUCCAGCAUGCGGUUAGUGAUGACCGUAAUGUGAGCCAAGUCAGCGUUUUAUUAAUACACUUUGCUGUAAAUAUGUUUUGUCUUAGUAUAUUUCUACUCGUUAAUAAUUUACUAUAAUAUUUUGAGUACAGGUGUUCGUAUGUUUACUUUUUAAUCUGGUCAUGCAGCAGUACAUUAGUUGUUUAUUUUAACCAACACAGGCUACCUUGUCAUUCUCGAUUUCUUUGUAGUCCUUAAUAGAACGGGCUUAGUUCUAUGAACGCGUUUGCAAAAACGCCAAUGAGUGCUUGAUCACAAUGCAUUAAUUCUACCACAAUUUCACCUUUUCUGUUUAAGUGCACCCAUGCAUAUUUUAUAUUUACACACAUAUAUAUAUGGGGGGUAUAUAUAUUAUUAUUAUUAUUAUUAUUAUUAUAUUUUUUUAUUUUUUUUAUUUUUUUUUUAUGAGAAAUUGGGCUUUCUUUUUAUAUAUGUAUGCAUAAUACUAUAUUAAAAAGGAAGACUAUUUUAAAAAUGGGGAGGGGGGGUUAAAAAGUUUUGUCUGUUUGUUUUAUGUGCAAUAAUUACUAUACACAAAGUGCAAGUAAAGAAAAUUAACUCAAAAUAAAUUCACUAAGUAGUGAUUGAAUUAAAGUUUUAAUGCUAAAACUUCACAAAAUUUGGCUUCUGUGACCAGUAAUAAAGUUGUAAUCUCAUACCAAACGCGCUAUACAAAAGUAUAUAUUUGUAGAAAGUACAUCCUGGAGACUGUGUAAUUAAGAGCAUUUAGAAACUUUUCAUUUAGCUAUUGUAUCACAAACUUAAGACUAAUUUAGGUAAAAAAAAUUUUUUUUUGUCCCCACUUAUUCGGAAGUUCACAGAUCACAUGUGUCCCACAACUGCAAUCACCACAUAUGUGUAUUCUGCUACUGUUCUCAAAUACAGUGAUACCCCAGUUUAUCCUCUUUUCCUGGCCCUAAUGUAACCCAUAGUCCAACCUACAAUCCCAUUUGUAAUUCCACCUUUCAAGGGAUUCCCUUUGCUGAUGUCAGUACUGACAUCAGUAGAGGGAUUUCCUUGCUCACAGUGUGGGAGCCCUCUGUGCUGUGAUUGCAGCUUCAGAGGAAGAGCUUUGUCUCAUGCUGCAGAACACCGAGAUCUGUGCUGGACAACUGGCAGAGCCCAGCACUGAUCUUGCUGCAGAGGGCAUGCAGAGAGAUCUCCCCAAGGUUUUUUUUUUUUUUUUCAGGCCCAGGGGUGUCUCCCUGAAACUUGGGAACACAGCCAGGCUGGGUGGGGAUAAAAUAUUUCUAUUUUAAUUUAUCACGGUAGCUUGAACGUUAUCCCAUAGCAUUUAAAGGGCUAUGAGCUGUGCUCACUUUGACCGCUGCUCAUAGCCCUCCUGAGAGAGGGGACCUCCAUGUAUUGAAAGACACCUGCAGGUCCUUGGUAGGAAGAGCAUGAAUAUGUAGGGCUUAAUAACAAUCUCUUAAAAUAUUACUCCAUGCAAAUAACCGUGUUUUAAGAAAAUACAUAUAUAUUUAGAAAAAAUAAUAAUAAACUAUAAACUCACACAUGCAUUUACCUCCAUUCUCUUACACUGACAUCUGAUGUUAGAGGAAGAGGGCUGGACAAAGGUGGCGUCCUUACACACGUUUGGUUUAUCAAAUAUUUUCCAAUGGCAUCUGUGCAUAUAACAAAUGUCUGGUACCAAAUUGCUUUAUUUUGCCCCUUUGUAUAUACUUAUUCUCCUGACAUCUGCCAUUGUUUCUGUAGACGAAGAACAGGAUGAAGAGAUCCAGCUUAACUCUGAUACGGAGGUGAUGGACCGACCAUGUCCGAUCCAGAUUGUUCUUGCCCAUGAAGAUGAUCAUAAUUUUGAUUUGGACGAAAAAGCAUUGGAAAGCAUUUUGAUGCAGGAGCAUAUCCGUGAUUUAAAUGUAGUUGUUGUGUCUGUGGCUGGUGCAUUUCGGAAAGGAAAAUCUUUUUUGCUUGACUUUAUGCUCCGAUACAUGUACAGCCAGGUAAACCACUUUCUCUUAUUUGUAUCCACAAAAUGAGUUGUUUUUUUUCUCUAAGUAUGCUUUGAAGUUUAAAGAGACUCUCCGUUGCCAGAAUCCCCCCAAAAAUAAAACUCACGGAUAUACCCCAAUGAAAACAUGUAUGAAUUAAAUUAUAUAAAAACAUACAUCUCAAUCUGCAGAUCUUUCUCUCUAAAGCCUUUGCAAGCCCUUCCCUUUUAACCCAUGUUAGACUUUCUGUGGCUGUCCAAUCAGAUUAUCCAUUGAGAAUUCUUUGCAAGGCAGGUGCUCUGGGCAAUUGCUGCCUCUUGAGUUUAGUUCUACCGUGCUAACCAAACCAAACUAGGAAGUAACUGAACCGGUUGUCUGACAGCCGGUGGGGCGUAACAAGGUUAAUUUAUGAAAGAGACUUUUUCUAUUACACUUUUUGUAAAAUGAGGCAAUGAGGACACUGAUGACCCAUAGAACAACUCUUUUCCUCCCCCUUUUUUUGGUUAUAUUACCUGGCUACUUGAAAUGAUGUCCAAUCUGAAUAAGCAGACACCUUUACCAUGGUUACAUUUGUAGCGGACCACGGGUAACCCGACUGGUUACCGCCGCUAUUACCUUCCUUCAGCCACUCUGGAACCAUCAGCACAAGUAAAUACCUAUUCCCCCCAGUAACCAGACGAAACAUAGUCCUGGGAGUCAACUGAAUCAAUUGUCACACACAUGGCUUUUAUGCCCUGUCCCCUAUACAGGGUUUACAAUGAACGAAAACAGGGGUUUCAAUCCCAGGAUCCUCUGUGCCUGAGAGAUAAUUGCGUGAGAAAAAGUCUCUAAUCUCAUUAUCUCUCUGGUACAGAAAAUCCAACAAAAUAUACAGUAACCGAAGUCUCCCCGCCAUACUCUGAAACCCCACAAAAAGUUCAUGCCCCGAUCUGAAUAUAUAACCUAUCCAAAAAUCACUCAGAUCAAUUCAGUAAAUGGGAAUGUAAUUGAGGUAAAGUUUUGACCGUGAAGUGUGAAUACCAAGGAAGGGAAUCGUUUCAUUUCUGGAUACAAAUGCUCUCCCUAGUCGGUAGUUCAUAUCUGCAGAACGUCUUUCGUGUAGGUUGUUGGAAAACAGAAGGGGCAGCGGUCUACGUUUUACCGGGGUUUGCACGAGUGCCUAGCUGGAAAACGUUCCAAGCACUCGGCAACCAAUUACUGCUGCCCACGUUCGGGAGACAAGAUUGCCGCCACUCUUUUUUUUUUUUUGUCUGCCACAUGUUCGGUUAUAUGAAAUAGCGGCCACCCAGGGGAGCAUUUAUUAAUUACUUCCUUUGUGGUUUCACACUUAAGUUACUGGUGUGAACGUUCUAAUGGGGUAUAGGGGUGGUCCUCGUUCGGGAGACUAAUGGACUUUGUUCGUAUGAAGUACGCCCGUAUGGAAAAAGGGUAAAACACACCCGAAAAAGGAGUAAAAACAGACUAACAAGUGGUAGUUCUGCCACAACAUGUAUUCAUAUAAUUCUGUUAUAAAGCAGCUACAGAACAUGUAUGCAUACUAAUUGUCAUGCUCCAUAGGAGCUUUCUAUUAUUACAUACUUAUUCAUGUAUAAGACAAAGCUCUAGUGAGGCAAAAAAAAAAUAUAGGAAGCUGUUCAUUUGGGGAAAAAAAUUAAAUUUCUGCCCUUAAAGGGACACUCCAGGCACUGCCCAUUGGAGUGGUCUGGGUGCCAACUCCCACUACCCAUAACCCUGCAACUGUAAAUAUUGCAGUUUUCAUAAACUGUAAUAUUUACAUUGCAGGGUUAACUCCUCCUCUAGUGGCUUCCUGGAGUUAACCCUGGUUUAUAGCACACUUUGCUAUAGCGUUGCUGGACGUCCUCACGCUAUGUGAGGGCCUCCAGCGUCGCUAAAAUCCCCAUAGGAAAGCAUUGAAAGCAUUUUCAAUGCUUUCCUAUGAAGAGAUCUAAUGCUGUCGCACACGUGCAUUAGGUCUCCCCCUGCCGGUGUCCGCACAUGCGCAAUCUGUCUCCCACGCCGGAUGACGGCGGGGGAGGAGUGUGGGCGGACCCUCAACCAGGUCUCAGGUGUGUCACUAAAGGGGUUCUAAACCCUUCAGCAUCUUGGGAGGGAGAGGGGACCUGCAGUGCCAGGAAAACUGUUUAUUAUAAAAGCACAAAGGGAUGUUAUUUUUUUUUUGUUUCAGCUGUUUGUUUAUGCUCUGCAUUUGCCAAAUGUCUGAAUCUGCUAAACUCCAUAAGUUACUAAACAUGAUGGCUGAUACUGUAUGUCAAAAAACUUGCCAACCAAAGUGUUAAACUUAAAGGGACACUAUAGUCACUUGAACAACUGCAGCUUGUUGUCACCGUUCUGGGCAGUAUAAUCAUUCCCUUCAGGCCUUUUUGCUGUAAACACUGUCUUUUCAGAGAACACACUGCGCAGCACUACCAUUCAGUGUCUCCACCUUCUGCAUGCAUGCAAACACUGAACUUUCCUCAGAGAUACAUUGAUUCAAUUCAUCUCUAUGAGGAGAUGCUGAUUGGCCAGAGCUCUGUUUGACUUGUGCUAACUCUGCCGAUGAUCUGUCUUUUUGUGUUACUGACCCUAUAGUGUUUCUUUUAUAGUGUACCUCCAUUAAUUUUAUUUCUAGAGAUCAAGCUGGAUCGGUGGUGACUGUGAACCUUUAACUGGCUUUACAUGGCGAGGAGGGUGUGAGCGAGAAACUACAGGCAUACAGAUCUGGAGUGAAGUGUUUGUUGUUGACAAGCCCGAUGGAUCUAAGGUAAGUUAGCCAUUUCCACAUAUGACCAGAGUCCAGUAACGCAUGCAAAGAAACAGACUAUUGGCUUAAUAACCAACUAGACUAUUUCGCAAAGAAUAAAUCAUGUGGUUCUCAUUCCCUCUCAUACUUUCUCUGCCAUUUAGGAGUUAAAUGACUUUGUUUUUAGAGCCUUAGCCAUACUUCCACUGCCUGUGACUCACUCAGACUUCCUAAACAAUUUCCAUAAAGAGAGAUCUAAUGUUUAAACUCCCUUCAUUGCACAGUCUGUUUAAUUUAGAAUAUAUUAUCUUCUGUUGUCAAUAGUGUCCUUGACCUUGCAGGAGCCUCAAGUGUGUGGUUAAAUUUACAGAAAACUUCUAAAGCAAUUUAAUAUCCAACUUAUUUUUUGCAAAUUCUACUUUUUUCUUUUUUUUUCUUCUUUCUUUUUUUUUUUUUCUUCUUUCAUGCAUGCUGUGUCAGUCCCAGCCAAAACAUGUAUGGCUAGGGCUACAUCAACAAAAAAAAGUGAUUUAACUCCUAAAUCGCAGUGACUUGAGCAGUGAGACUGCAGCGGCAUGAUCUAUAAAAUAAAACUGCUUCAUUAAGCUAAAGUUGUUUUGAUACCGUAAAUAGCAAUGGGAAAACAUUGAAAUAUUUUAACAUUUUAUCCCAAGUUUGGAAACUUAAUAUUAUAUUUUUCAUCUGUUGUUUUUGUUGGUGCCCAUCAUCUUAUUCUUGUCACAUUAUGUCAGAUAUGGUUUAACUCUAAUAUGCAAGUAAAAAUGAAGAGGACAUAUUAAAUGUCUUGAAUUUUUUUGGGGGGAGGGGUUCUGCUUACAAACGUAUUGAUAAUGUAAUCUGUAACUGAAAUGUUCUUUCUUGUGUCCUCCAUGUUUAUCGUAUGUCUGUCUUUCCUCUUAGGUUGCAGUUAUCCUCAUGGACACACAGGGGGCCUUUGAUAGCCAGUCAACAAUCAAAGACUGUGCAACUGUGUUUGCUUUGAGCACCAUGACCAGCUCCGUACAGGUUAUUUACAUUUUAACAUCUCUUUCAAAAUGGUAUAGUUAGAUUUAACUGCUAGCAACUCCAUUUGGGCAUUAAUAGAAUUGUGUCCUGACUAGCCUAGGAGUUUUUGAACUGUUUCACAUAAAUUCAGCUUGUAGGGUUAAAGGACCACUCUAGGCACCCAGACCACUUCAGCUUAAUGAAGUGGUCUGGGUGCCAGGUCCCUCCAGGAUUAACCCUUUUUUUAAUAAACAUAGCAGUUUCUGAGAAAUGCUUUUCUAUGAGACUGGCUGCAUGCGUGCGCAGCUCCUGCCGCGCAUGCGCGUUCAGCCGAAGAGGAGGAGGAGAACUCACCGCCCGGCGCUGGAGAAAGAGGUAAGUUUAACACCUUCCUCACCCCAGAGCCCGGCGGGAGGGGGACCCUGAGGGUGGGUGCACUAUAGUGCCAGGAAAGGGAGUAUGUUUUCCUGGCACUAUAGUGGUCCUUUAAUAUUGUUAAAAAUGUUCACCAAAGAUUGCCAAUAGCAUAUCAACCUCAAAAAGCACAGGCAAUGCCAAAAAUGCAACUAUAACAAGGCCGCGGAGUGCUAUCUACAUCUGUUUGUCUAUUACAUAAGUACAAGAGAAGAAUUUUACAUUCUUUGGUUAAGUGGCCACUCGCGUAUCUGAUGUAUGAAACUGCUUAUUUUGCUGUAAAAACCACAAUUACGGACUGAGCUACCAUUGCGCUCGUACUAUAUACAGUGAGGUUUUCUUUAGAUGCAGUGAACACCAUUCUCACAGCCCUUGAUCCCUAGUAGGCUGCAGGAAAGUCUUAUACAUGUUUUGUAUUUAUCAUAUGUAAAUAGUCUGUGUUUAAAAAAUAAAUAUAUAUAUAAAUAAUCUGGAACUUGCAUGAGUGUAUGAUUUCAAGUUGAAGAUGGAUUAAUAUGUAAAUGUUGUUGAACCACCUGUAGGUAAUUUUAGGUGUUGUUUCUUUGUGGUUCUUUUUUAAUUUGUAUUUUUUUUUUUUUGUAAAUUGUCUAGUUUAGUAAAUUGAACUGUUCACAUAAGACAAGGGUUAAAUGAUAAAAUGCUUCCCUAAAAUGUUCUUGAUAUUCUGCAGGUUUAUAACUUAUCCCAGAAUAUCCAAGAGGAUGAUCUGCAGCAUUUGCAGGUAAUUGUUUGUCAAAAUGGUGUAUAUCUUAGAAUUUAAAAUUCAUUUUAGAAAUAUUUUUUUUUGUUCUAUACAUUUUGUCUGUUUUCUGCUUUGAGAUAGAUGUUUCAAACCUCUUCUGUCUACAGUGCGCAAAUGACUUCUUUCAGUCUGCCCUAUCCUGAUCUUAAUUCUAUGUUCAUUAUUUAGGAUUCUCUGUAUAUUGAUUUUAUAAACGAAUAAACGAUCAUGGUAACAUGAAAUGUGCUGUAUGCUUCCUGAGGAAUUGAAUCAAAGUGACCGUAAAUAGUCCAAACUUUAAACAUGUUUACUAGCAAACCCUUCCACCUGCGUCUGUUAAAGUUUGCUUCUAAUGGACAAUUUAUAAUAAAUUGUUUAUUUUUGUGCCGAAAGAGUUAGUGACUCAUUGCCUUGUAAUGCUUUGUUCACUCGUUUGUCACGGAAUGUGUUUAAGUAACACAUUCCCUUUUUAUGAGAGCCUUAUUAUAUUUGGAUUUCGCUAAUCCUUAUUGUAGUUGACCACUUAAGGUGGUUAGUAAUAGCAAACGAGUGAUAUUAGAAGCAAUUGAUUUGACGCUUGUAAAUGUAAAGUAGCCUGCUUCCAUAUCAAAGGAGGUUAUGCAUGCUGUGUUGCUUUUAAAGUAAUAUCUGCUGUCAAGGAGCUCACGGGUGAAGUGUCACUUGAUAAACAUGUGCAUCCUCUAUUUUUCCUGAAUGUUUCUUAAUUGUUGGUUUUUAGCUUUUUACGGAGUAUGGGCGUCUUGCAAUGGAGGAGAUUUACAAAAAGCCAUUUCAGGUAAAGUAAUAAAUAUUAUUACUAAGCAGAAAGUAUGAUAUUAACACAUAUUCUAUUAUUGGUCACAGCGCUUAUUAUUGAACAGCUCAAAGACCAAAGUACAUCAUGGUGAUUAAGAAACUAUUAUUGAGGAGCCUCAGCAUUUAACUAGUUCAAUAAUUUUUCUUAUCAAUAUCUGUUCUUUUACGGCAAGUGAUUAACAUGUAUUCAGCAAUUAAAGGCUUGCUCCAAGCACCAUGACCACUUGAGUUAUUUGAAAUGCUUAUGGUGUCUGUAUGUGAAAUACUUCAACUAUUUUGCUGCUAGAGGUGUUACUCCGCCUCUGGCGGCAUCAUAAGCCAGCCCAGGACAAGAGUUCAGAGCUGGUAAUGUCCGUUUUGUACAAAUUUCUAUGCACAGAAUUGCAUUCAUUGGCUGAGAGUGGUCAGCUGACACUUCCGGCUAAUGGAUGGCUGGUAAAGUUUGUAAACUAGGUUUUUAAGUUGUGUUUUUUUAUUUUUUUAUUAUUUUUUUUUGUGUUUGUUUUUGUUUUUUUCUUGUGUAUCCUCGUCUAACACCUUUAUAUUUCUAUUUGUCUGCGCCUUUUCUUUAUAGACCCUCAUGUUUUUAAUUAGAGACUGGAGCUAUCCCUACGAACACUCAUACGGCUUGGAAGGUGGAAACCUGUUUCUGGAGAAGAGGCUGCAGGUAACAGCAAAUUGAUGUAUUUAUGGGGUUUUGCAAUCUAUAGCUUUCCAGUUAUUAAACCCUUACAGAAUGGAGGAUCAUGGGAGUUUACUUCUGAAUUGCUACUCUCUGUGACUUGAAAUUUUGUUUUUAUAUAUAUAUAUUUUGGGGCCCCUGAUUUGUGAUACUAAUUGUAUAUUUUUAUUCCUAUGAAGCUCUGCUUCUGGAAAUAUCAGAGAAAAGUCACCUAACAGUAUACUUUGAGCUGUGUGCAGUUUUUGUAAGCAUGCACUCUUCCAGGCAGUCCUAUCACCCUUUAGAUACUAUACUGAAUCACGGAUAUGCCCCCUGCUGUUCUGAUUUCAUACUCCCUAUAGGAGUAGUGUGUAGAUUUUAUAAUGGUCGAUUUCAGCACUCUGAUUUUAGAAUUACAUUUUUAAUUGCAAUACUUUCCUGCAUGACAUAAGAGUACUGAAAGAGCCCACUCCCAUUAUAUAUAAAAGUAAUUUUAUAUAGGUUCUUGUGAGUGCACUUUUGCCCUUCAUAUAUAGCUGCAGUACUUACAUUUGGGUAGUUGCCUUAACUAGGCAAGUAAUCAUUAAGAACAUAGGAUUUAAAAUGUUGGCAUCUCUCCCUAAUUACCUGUAUAAACACCACCUCCCCCCCCCCUUCAGAUUUUGCCUGUUCAAGAUGGAUAAGAGUCUGUGAGGCAGUGGAAUAGAAUAGGUUUCUAUUUGGCAAGUAUUAUUAUUAUUAUUAUUAUUGCCAUUUAUAUAGCACCAACAGAUUCUGUAGCGCUUUACAAUAUUAUAAGAGGGGUGAUUUAACUAUAAAUAGGACAAGAAAACUUAAAGGAACGAUAGGUUGAAGAGAACUCCGUUCAUAUGAGCUUACAGUCUAUAGGAGGUGGGGUAUAAAACACAUUAGGACAGGAAAUAGGAAUCAAAUAAGGUGGAAGUAAAGCAGAGUUGGAGGAGAGAGUAGAGUGCUGCCCUUUAGGAGAAAGCAAGAGACAGGUAUGUGAGGUAGAGGUUACUCUCGGAGGCCAUAAGCUUUCCUAAAGAGAUGGGUUUUAAGGCACUUCUUAAACUAUUGAAGACUAGGGGAGAGUCUGGCUGUAGGCAGGCUAUUCCAUAGGAAGGGAACUGCCCACGAGAAGUCCUGCAAGAGUGCAUGGCAGUACACAGGCAGAGCGGAGAGACCGAGAAGGGGCGUACCUAUGGAUCUGUAAAGAGAUAUGAGGGUAUAGAAUUGUUCAGUGCUUUAUAGGUAUGGGUUAGCACAUUGAAUUGACUCCUAUAGGAUCCAGGAAGCCAGUGUAAAGACUGACAGAGGGGUGAGGUAUGAGAGGACUGACUAGAGAGGAAAAUUAGUCUGGCGGCAGCAUUCAUUAUAGACUGUAGAGGGACAAUUUUGGGAAGACCAAUUAGGAGAGUGUUACAAUAAUCCAUGUGGGAAAUUACUAGAGCAUGGACAAGCUCCUUGGUAGCAUCUUGCAUAAAAAAGGGGAGGAUGCAGGCUAUAUUUUUAAGAUGGAAUCUACAGGAUUUAGCAACAUACUGGAUGGGAGGCUUAAAGGUGAGGCCAGAAUCAAGUAUUACACCAAGACCGCACGCUUGCAAGGAUGGACUGAUGUGGCUACCACUAACUUGAAGGGAGAGCGAAAGAGGCGGAUCAGUAUUAGGAGGAGGAAAGACAAGGAGCUCAGUUUUAGAGAGAUUGAGUUUCAGAAAGUGGGAGGACAUCCAGUCAAAGAUGGAAGAAAGGCUAGCAGUGACACUUUGCAGGACGGCAGGGUAGAGAUCCGGGGAGGAUCUCUCCCUCCUUCUCUUCUCUCCCUCCUUCUCUUCUCUCCCUCCUUCUCUUCUCUCCCUCCUUCUCUUCUCUCCCUCCUUCUCUUCUCUCCCUCCUUCUCUUCUCUUCUCUCCCUCCUUCUCUUCUCUUCUCUCCCUCCUUCUCUUCUCUUCUCUCCCUCCUUCUCUUCUCUUCUCUCCCUCCUUCUCUUCUCUUCUCUCCCUCCUUCUCUUCUCUUCUCUUCUCUCCCUCCUUCUCUUCUCUUCUCUUCUCUCCCUCCUUCUCUUCUCUUCUCUCCCUCCUUCUCUUCUCUUCUCUCCCUCCUUCUCUUCUCUCCCUCCUUCUCUUCUCUCCCUCCUUCCCACAACCAAAGACACUCUGAAAGUAAAGGUGGUGGUGUAGAGUUUCUCCUCUCACCUCACUGCUCCUUCAAACCUCUACCCACGCCCCCUUCCCUCUCUUUCCCAUCAUUUGAAAAACCCUUCUCUGCUAACAUUAUCACCCCCUGGUUCCCCUCUCCUCUUCAAGGAGGGAAGGAGGGAGAGGGAAGGGAUGGAUAGCAGAUGUUAAUCAAUAUCAGCUGACAGCUGCUGGAGGUCAGUAGAAUGAAGGUUCAUCCUGAGUUGAGGGGGGUUAGGGUGAGGGGGUACUUGAGAGCAAACAAUAAGAGGUGGUGAUCAGAGAGAGGAAAUGGAGUGUUGCAGAUAUUAGAUAGAAAUUAAGCCGAGGGUAUUGCCAGCUACAUGGGUAGGAGAAUUAGCCUACUACGAUAGCCCCAUGGAGGAAGUAAUUGCAAGUAGUUUAGAGGCUGCUGAGGUCAAAGGUGGGUUAAUGGGAAUAUUGAAGUCUCCGAGAAUUAGGGAUGGUAUAUUAGAAGAGAAGUAUGGUUGCCAGGCAGCAAAGAGGUUAAGGAAGAGGAGAGGGGAACCAGGGGGUGAUAAUGUUAGCAGAGAAGGGUUUUUCAAAUGAUGGGAAAGAGAGGGAAGGGGCGUGGGUAGAGGUUUGAAGGAGCAGUGAGGUGAGAGGAGAAACUCUACACCACCACCUUUACUUUCAGAGUGUCUUUGGUUGUGGGUAAGUUGAAGACCACCAAAGGACAAAGAUGCAGGGGUAGCAGUGUCUGAGGGGGAGUGCCAAGUUUCUGUUAAGGUUAGUAAAUCUAGGGAACAAGAGAUGAAGAGGUCGGAACAAGAGAUGAAUAGGUCGUGGACAGCAGUGGAUUUUGUAAUAUUGCAAACAGAGCGUGCAUUCCAGAGGGCAGUAUUGAAGGAGGAUUUAGAGGAAGAGUAACAUGAGAUGGGUAUGAGAUUCGUGUGGUUCCUUGAGUUAGUACGUGGUGGGUUUGCUGAGAUGGGACCGGGGUUUGGAGAGACAUCACCAGCUGCUAGGAGCAGAUGGGUAGAAAGGAAGUGAAGGUGGGGGUAGGAUUUGAAAGUUUUGUAGGAGUGUAUGUACAUUGAGGAUUUGGGAGGAGUUGGAGGAGAUAGACUAUAUGUAGAUUGCAUGGGAUUCCACUUCAUUCUCCCUGGAAUCAGUAGUGUGGUGCCAGUCUCCAUCAAUUUUAACAGAUGGCCCUUUGAGGCAGGUGAUAUUUACAGUGAUGGAAGGCACACCAAUUGUGUGUUUUAUGUGAUAAUGGAAAUAAAGUGCUGAACCUUGUGAUGGUCACAUUGGAGGCAGUGUUUAUCCCAUGUACAGCCUGAUGGGAUGAAUUCACGAGGUGCAAAGCAUUCCACAGAGAUUAUACAUUACUUUUGCAGUUACUCUAUGAUUACAUGUACUCCAGAAUUCUUGGCCUUAAAAUUCAGAUUUACUAUGGUAACAAUGACCAUGGCAUACCAGUCAGAAUUCAGAGGGAGUGUCCUCUUAAACAGUAAUAUGCUUUUCAAUGUAAGAAUAUUUAAUUUUCUGAAUAUGUGUGUUAUUGCUCGUGUCUAACCUGGCUUCUAUAUUUACAAGCUAUUUCUCCAGACAAGCCUUUUGUUAAAAUUAAAUCUCAUAAGUGCAAGCUUGUGGUCUCUUAAGAAAUCCCUUAGGCAGAGGCAUUUCCAUAAUUCCCUUUUCUUUGAUUGACUCAGCUAGAAAAAGACAUAUCUUACACACACAUUCUUCAAGCGGUUGCUUCUUAAAGAAAGACUUUAAUUUCCGUAGCAUCUGUAACAAGGCCCAACGUGUAUAGCUUCAGUCUCUGGAGGAGAGUCUGUCAGGAGAAAGUUCUGAAGGUCCAGACGCUUCAUAAAAUUAACCAACCUGAAGCAGACUUUCACAGAAUAAAAAAAUAAAAAAAAAGCUGCAAUCCACUCAAUCUUCUUGGUAAAACACCUCUCCUCCCCAGUACCUAGAAAUUGUAGGAAGUGGGAGAGAUGAUCAAAAUUGUUAUCUGGACAGUUUUAAUACUCCUGUACCGAUGCCUCAUCUCCUAUGGAAGUGUCAGCUGAGCAAUAUUCGGGCUUUCCUGAUCAUGAAAUUCAUAUAACUAAAAGCAAUGAAAGGGUUUCUUACCUUUUUAUCACAAAAUGGUGGAUGCUUAGAUGCUAUCACAUCUGCAAAGCAUGCUGGAGAUUUAAAAAAAUUUCUUGGGGAAAUGGUCAUUAUGCAUCUGAAACCUUCUCUUCAUAGAAGUUUUAAACAAAGCCAAUCUUGGUAAAGAAGUAUUCCUCUCCGCUUUACCAUCCAUUUUCACCAUCAAGCUAAGUUGACACGGUCUGGAUAUUUGUUGCAGUAUUAUCCAUUCAGCACAGUUCAACAUGACGGACAAUCUAUUUGUCUUUUUAAAAGAAUAUUACAAAGGUAACAUAGCGUCAAACGUUAUCUGGUGAUCCGCCCACCCAUUCUCAACACAGGAGGGUACUUUUGGGUGGAUGGUGCUUAAAGCGGUGCCACCCUAAUGAAGAUCUAAACCCAUCAGAGCUUGUGACUCGAUGUAAAUACUGCCGCUGUAUGUAGGGAAAACCUGGCCUUUUACCUAUCAUAUUGUUUUCUUCCCGUAUUUAGCAGCAGUACUAUUUGUUCCCUCCUUUAUAUAUUAAACUUUGUAUUUUAGCAUAAUUUGGUGUCUGAUGUAUACCUGAAGGAAGGAGAGUGUUCUAGUGUUGUUAAGCCAUUAAUUAGGAGGUCCAUAACAGUUACCUCUCCAGUUAUGAAGGUGAAUACCCACAUGUAAGUACUACCGCUAACACGGAAGGAAAAAAUAAUUAGUAAUAAGUAAAAUUCCUGUUUUCCAUCACCAAACGACAAAUUGUAAUGAUCAGAUGCCUCAACCUACAUCCUCCUCUUCUCCAGGUGAAACAAAACCAGCAUGAAGAGUUACAGAAUGUCAGGAAGCACAUACACUCUUGUUUUACAAACAUUGGCUGUUUCCUAUUGCCACAUCCUGGUCUCAAAGUUGCCACCAACCCCUCUUUUGAUGGAAGACUAGUUGGUAAGUGAGCCCUAAAUAAUACAUGCUUCACAUGUGUUUGUAAGGUACAGCACACUUUGAUUUCUUCACAAUAAACCUGUAUAUCCCAACCAAACCUGUCUUGCUUUCAUAUGAUUUUUUUUAUAGCUUAGGACAGUUUCAUAGAUGUUUGAUUGUAAUAACCAUUGUAUGAAUUUGUUAUAAUGUUAAAUUGAUCAAUGGUGAAUCGCUGACAGUGAUUGAGAGCUCAUUCUUUAACCCCUUAAGGACCCAGCUUCAAAAGAGUGUCUUGCGCUUAAAGGACCACUCUAGGCACCCAGACCAUUUCAGCCCAAUGAAGUGGUCUGGGUGCUAGGUCCCCCUAGUUUUAAUUCUGCAGCUGAAAACAUAGUAGUAAGUGGCUGAAGGGGUUUUAACCCCUUUAGUGCGGGGGGAACCUAAUAACCCUUUAGUGCCAGGAAAAUUUGGGACACAAGCAUUUUUUGCUAUUUGCGUUCAACUGUAAUUUGCAUUUUACUAAUUUAUUGUACCCACACAUAUUAUAUACCGUUUUUUUAAAGGACAAAAAGCUUUCAUUUGUUGCAACAUAUUCAUAUAUAAAUGCUUAUUUUUUUAUUUUAUUUUUAAAGAUGCAAAAAAAAGGGAAAAUAUUGUUUUUUGUUUUUUUACAGUUUUUGCCAUAAUGUGUGCAUAAUUAGUGCAGGUUAAGGAAAGUAAUUAAAAUUAAAUUAGUUGUUGUGAUUUACAGAAUAUGUGUCUAGGAUUUUUAAGAUAAAAUUUGGUAGUUACAGGUCACAAAGCACAAGGAGUAAAAUUAACAUUUUAAUGUGGAGCGAUUUUAGAAUUUGGUAUGUUUGUCUUGUAAGCUUAAUAGCCAUAAAAGAAAACAAAAUUGCCACACAAAAGUAUAUAUUUAUGUGAAGUAGACCUCAUAGGCUAUUUACCCAAGGUUUUUUUGACACUUUUUAUGUAGCCAUUUCACCGCCAAUCUCUUUAAAAUUGUGGGUUUUUUUUGGUUUUGACAUACAAACUUAUAACCCAGAUCUUCUCAUGUGUGCUAUUCCUGUACAAAACAUUAUUUUAUGUUCAGCUACAUCUGCUGAGUAAAAUGACACCCCCAUUGUAUGUCUUUGGCACUAUUUCGUGAAGCUACAGUGCCAUAUAGGAGACCUGUCCAUUUCAGUAUUUACAGUAGAAUUUUGAGAGCCGGAUUUGAUGGGCCUAUGUUUUUAUUUGGGGUAUUAUAGCAGUUUGACUGUUUAAAAAAACAAAACAAAAAAAAAUGCCUACCAUUUGUAAAAGUUGACACCCCAGGGUAUUUCAAAAACAUAUUUUAAACCUUAGUGUAGGAUCAAUUUAUUUUAUUUUAUUUUUUUUGCUAGUUUGUACCAAGUCUAGUAGUAAUUAGCAUUUUUUCUGCCUUUUUGACACACACUUGGAGAUGUUACUGUAUAUUUUGCAAUCCAUGUGUGCUACAGCAGUAUAACACCAAAUUUGUUGCUCAGCUGUGUCAUCUUAGUACAACAAUACCCCCAUGUGUACCUUUUUCAGGGAUAUGUGGCUGUUGAAGGGGCACAUUUGAGACACACCAAUUUCAUAUUUUUCAAAAGCGGGUGCUUGGCCAAAGUCUCAUGAUUGCAAAUUACCUCUCAAAGGCCACAUCUAUUUUUAAAUAUAAGCAGCUCAUCAAUUCAAAUUAUGAACAAGUACAUACUAUUUGAAAGAGGGAAUAUUUGGCGUAAACUUAUCAGGGGGUAGUACCCAGUCAUCUGAGUCACAGGCAACACUGUCACGGAUUUCAGAACCAAAACACACAGACAGACCACAAAGAGAGAAAACACAGAGAGAGAAACUUGUAAUACCGGUCCUUGGAAUGGCCAGGCUAUACAAGCAGAGAAUAGUCAAGUUACAAGCCGUGGUCAAAGGAGUAAAGAAAAAAACGGAACAACGAUAGGACAGCAACGAUGGGACAGCAGAGGUCAAGGAUCAGAGAAGAUAGGAUAAAUGGGAGACAAAGCCAAGAUUCGGUAACCAAACAGAUGACUAAAAUCACACCCCAAAACCGGUCUACUUAUUCGGCCUGGGUGUGGAAAAUUUUAAAACCGUGGCCAAUACAUUGGCCGGGCUGAGAUGGGCUAGCAGGGCAGUAAUAACUGGUCUCUGCCAUUACGCCCUUUUUGUAACACACCCUGCACCUUUUCUGGGGAGUUUUCUUUCUGGGGGUUGAUGGAAUCCUGAAGCAGAAGUGACCUACCUCCAUUCUUCUGCUAGGCUCCACUGAUGGUCCCCCUCUAUAGCACUCAAGCGACCCAGAAAUGAGCUGAAACUGAAAUUAUAGAGACGUGAAUUUCAGCUCAGCAUUUGCCUUUUUAAAAAUUACAAAGGCAUUUCGGAUUUCCGUCUGAUAGAGAGAGAGAGAGAUUUAUUUAUUUAUUUAUUUAUAUAUAUAUAUAUAAAAAAUUUCUCUCUCUCUCAUCAGUUGAUCGGACAGGUCAGCUCCCCCCAUAUGCCAAUUGUAAUUUGUUAUGCAGACUGGCACAGUAUUAAUUUCUCCUCUGCCACGAACUGCGACCUUGCGAGUGCGUUCACCAUGGAUGGUGGUUAGGAUGAACACCUCCUUUAAUCACGGUACUUUAGUGCCAGCAGUUCAUUCUGGCAGAGAGCUGCUGUUUCCCCCCCCUUUUUUUUUUUCUCCUACUAGAGCCUUUGGGAAACUUGUGCGACUCUUCCGAAUAGUGCCACAGCCUCAAAGCGGUACAGCAUUUUUAGAAGUGGGAUAUUAUAAUAAAAAUUAUCAAUAUACAAGUGAUAUCCCCUGUUUAGUAACGGUAUAAUUAGGUCCCAGACAAUUUUCCCACCUGUCCCUACUAUAUCUGGGCAACCUGGGGGAUCAAGGUGGCUAUCCCUUCCUUCGUAUACACGAAAGGUGUAAACAUAGCCAUUGCCACAUUUUUACACAAUUUAUAAAACUUGAUCCCAUAUCGGGAUCUUUUGGAUUGUAUGUACUGUUUAAACCCUAAUCUUCCUUUUAAACUACACGAGGGAUUUGUCAAUAGAAAUGUUUUUUCGUGUAUAAAUAGUGGCAAAUAUUUAGUUAAAUUGGGCAAUUAGAGGGCAUAUUUUAUAUAGAAGAUCAUACUGCAGAUGACCUUUUGGGGGGCACUUCGUAUUGUCACUAAAGUGCAUAAAUCGCAGUAUGUGUUCGUAUCUGUCCCUACUCAUUGUAUGUGAAAAAAUGGGGGUAUUGCAAAUGGGGUUUUUAGACCAAUACAUUCUAAUGGUUGGCUUUUUAAUUAUCCCCAUUAGCAUUGUCUGUGCUCAGAAUUGUUUCAAUUCUGGCACACUGGUUGGGUUCCAUCUCUCUUUCCUGGCGAUAAGAGACUCUUUAUUGUGUGCCUGAGACUGCUCAGCGUACAGAUUCGUCUGGGUGACUAUCUCCCCAAAAAUAUCAUCCCCCAAGAUCAGCUGAAUACAAUCCAGCGUAUUAUAACCAGAUAGGUCACCCUGUAUGCCAGGAUUGGCAGUGAACUCUGGGAUGUCUGGUGAAAAAUUAUUAGGGGGUACCCAGUCAUCUGCACCAUGUUCAGAAUCGGGAAUCCGCGAUUUCUCCUGAUGGUCCUGCAGUAUCUGGCACAUAGUCCCUGUUCCCUGCGUCACUCUCUGUGGCAGUGUCUGUCGCCUCUGAGUUGGCUGCUAACUGAGCAUAAGCCUUCUCUAUGCUAUACUUCCAUGUAUUAUUGUGUACUACAGUAAUACAUUUUACUAAAUAACUAAACUUUAAUUUUUUUACUUUUUUUUCCCCUCCGCUUUUCACACCUAGCUAACUUAUCAGUAAAUUCCCCAAUUCUCACUAAAUUCCACCAACCCCAACGAACUAAAUCACAAAUUGAUAAAAUAUUAAAAUGUAACCCCUUAGGGUUACUAAAAACAAAAACUAGAUCACAGUAAAGUACUGUGAUCUGUAUUUUGAUCACUGCUGGCAGUAAUCAAUCAUCAGGGAAAGGGUUAAAAAAAAAAUUUAAAGCACAGGGUAAAGGGGAUUUGGAACCUUUUCUGACACAAUUUAUUCUCUUCAGAGACACAAAGUAACAAGGAUGGUCUCUCUCCACUUCACAAACCCAACAGAGGUGAAGGGAGGAGGAACUGAAAUCCCAGCAGCAUUGUGACUGCUGUAACUGGCUGUCUCAGUGAUCACGUGGGCUGAACAUUGCGAUGUGAUGUUAUUGGUCUGCCACUGACUCGUAGACACCCAGCAACAUCAUUAACCCCAUGAUCGCAGGUUCAUUUUAGCGUACGAUCGACCGGGUCCGUCAUUAAGCGGUUAAAAUGAAGACUGAGAAUUGUAUGUAACCUAUCCCAAAUAGGUUAUUUCUAGGCUGUAAAUACAGUGAGUUUUUACAAGUGUUCAGGGGAUAGCUGCUAUUAGCAGUCAUAUGUGGUGUUGGAAUCCUAUAUUUUCUAUAACAUGGCAAUCUUGUAACUCAUAGCCUUUUCACAUCUCCACAUGGGCUCUAAUUUGAAUUUGUAUAUGGUCACUCUCGUAACUAAAUGGUUAUUCAAUUUAUCCAUAUAAGAAGAUAUCUUCUCUGGGAUAAUUAGAAUUUGGUGGGUCCAGUGCUUGGUAGUGGCCUCAGCAGUUUGCUAAAUUAAAAAAAAUAUAUAUAGAUACCUAUUUUCCAUGUGAAAUGCUUUUUAAUAGAACAUGUCACAAUCUGAUGAGAUUUAUUGCAUUUUGUCAAUAUAUUAAAUAUUUGUUUUUUUGUGUGAGAGAAAACGUUUUAAAAUUGUGUUAUAGUUUAUUGUAAACCGUUUUAUGUAUUGUAUUUGAAUAAAUUGCACUGAAACCUUGUAAUAAUGUAUUUAAUAUUUAGUGAUUAGUUAUUGAACGGGCCAUUUGCUGUUGAUGUAUUGCAAAUGUGGGAUUACAGCUGCAGGUUUUUUUUGUGAUUUUGCUUUUAUUUAUGUUUUUUUUAUCGUUUUUAGACAUAGAUGAUGAGUUCAAAAAGGAACUACAAAAUCUGGUACCUUUAUUGCUUGCUCCUAAAAACCUAGUACAAAAAGAAAUAAGUGGCACCAAGGUGACUUGUCGAGAUCUACUGGAAUAUUUUAAGGUAAAGUUUGUUUUUCUAUUAAUGUACCAAUGUUCUGUAUUUCACAUGUAAUAGAGUGCACUGAAACUAUACAUUACCGUGCACACGUCAUGCAGAAAUUAUGUUUAUAUCCCCCUUUCCUUCUGUGAAUUCAUAAAGAUGAAUGGAACGUAAAAACCCAAGGGCAGAGUCUAGGAUAUUUGAUACCCUACUAACCUUAUCUGAGGAAAGUGAUUUAGGAGUAAGUAUUUCUGAUGACUUUAAAGGUAGGCAGACAAUGUAAUAGAGCAGCAGAGAAUGCUAGCAGAAUGCUUGGUUGUAUAGGGAGAGGUAUUAGCAGUAGAAAGAGGGAAGUGCUCAUGCCAUUGUACAGAACACCGGUGAGACCUCACUUGGAGUAUUGUACGCAGUACUGGAGACCAUAUCUCCAGAAGGAUAUUGAUACCUUAGAGAGAGUUCAGAGAAGGGAUACUAAACUGGUUCAUGGAUUGCGGGAUAAAACUUACAAGGAAAGGUUAAAGGCUCUUAACAUGUAUAGCUUGGAGGAAAGACGAGAUGGGGGGAUAUGAUAGAAACAUUAAAAUACAUAAAGGGAAUCAACACAGUAAAGGAGGAGCCUAUAUUUAAAAGAAGAAAAAAUACCACAACAAGAGGACAUAGUCUUAAAUUAGAGGGGCAAAGGUUUAAAAAUAAUAUCCGGAAGUAUUACUUUACUGUGAGGGUAGUGGAUGCAUGGAAUAGCCUUCCAGCGGAAGUGGUAGAGGUUAACACAGUAAAGGAGUUUAAGCAUGCGUGGGAUAGGCAUAAGGUUAUCCUAACUAUAAGAUAAGGCCAGCGACUAAUUAAAAGUAUUUUGAAAUAUUGGGCAGACUAGAUGGGCCGAAUGGUUCUUAUCUGCCGUCACAUUCUAAGAUGGUAGAAAAAAAGGUUUCAGAUAAGAAUGUAAUUUUAUCACGUCAAUUGCUGACAACUUCAACAGCACAUGAAAAAGAUGACAUGUAUGUGCCUGAAGUGAAACUUGUAAUUUGAAAAUAUCAAUAAAAAUAAAAAAAUUGGAGAUGAGGGGAGUAGUUUUUUUUUUUUUUCUUUGAAUUCUUCAAUUAAUUUUUAGCACUAGUAAAUGCAGCAUACAUUGCACUAUAAAAAGUACAAAAGCAGUAGUAGUUGUAUGUCCCUUGCUAGUGUCAAAACUUUGACUAAAUCUACAAACCUGUUGUCCUAAAUAUUGGCCCUGCUGAUGUGACUUGGCUGAUGUGAAAUGGGGGGGAAAAAAAUCUGUGGGCAGGUUUGCUCAGUGCCCACAACCUGUACAUUGCUGUAAUUGAAAAUGAGCGAGUUCAAGUUUAGCUUCCAGGCAUAUCCUGUGUUUAGCCUAACCUCUUUUAUGGUUUGCCACUAAGUAGACAGUGUAGAAAGACUUUGUAUGAGAACCACUACAUUAAGCUGUAUGUUUAAAUAGUUGGACACUGAAUGUGUCUUUGCAUUACCAUUUUUAACUGUGUGUAAUCUAAUAUAUGUGCUUCUUAUUUAUUAGGCUUACAUCAAAAUCUAUCAGGGAGAAGAACUGCCCCAUCCUAAAUCUAUGCUACAGGUAAAUACAAUUUAUAUAACUAGAAAAUGGGGUGUGAGGGGUUGUUUGCAAUGACUAACUUUGUAUUCAUUGAUAUUUGUAGGCAACAGCAGAAGCAAAUAAUUUGGCCGCUGUAGCCGGUGCAAAAGACACUUACAGCAAAAGCAUGGAGCAGGUGAGUUUAGACCAGUACUUCUAACUUUUGCCAAAGGAGCACAUAUACACUUCACAUUUACAUAUUUCUGCGUCAGCUGAUCAGAAGAGUAUCUGGAGGAGUGGGGUGGGUCUGGUACCACCUGAUUGCAAUCUUGUACACUAAAUCAUAAUCUGCUUCUCUAUGAAGACCUGAACAGGGAGAACAAGGUGUUAAUUGAAGUAUUUAAAUUGUUAAUAAAAAAAAAAAAAUGAUUUGGUUUUGGAUGGACAUUGCAUAGUUUUCAUGCUGUCGGUUUACAUAUUAUUUGUAUUUAUAUAGUGGCAACUUAUUGCACAGCGCUUUACAAUAUUAAAGAAGGGGGACAAUGAGGACCCUGCUUACAGUGUAGAGGAGUAUCGUAUAAGGACACAAUAGGGAGGGCAUUAAGGGGGACAAUAAAUGAGCAAGGUGGGAAAGUAACAUAAUUGAAAAAGAACUCUUGUUUAUCUAGGCACCAAUUGGCGUAUACAUUUUGUGGGAUUUUUUUUAUACAAAAUGAAAUGCUAGUCUUGUUUCAAUCUGGUUCAUGUAACUUACUAGACAAUGGCCUGAAUACUGAAGUGAACUGCUAAUCCAUUGAGCUGAAUCCAUGGCUGUACCACUACAAAACAAGCGGAUAGCUAAACCCUUUUUAACUGUUUAAAAAGAACACAAGCAGGAAUUGGCCUAGCAUAACAUUGUGUUCAGCAAACCGUUUAUCAUAAAAUGACAGUGACCUCGUUUGGGCUCUCAGAUUGGAAGUACUUAUUAUACUUGGCAAAUUGGAAGAAAUGUAUGAUGAUAUUUUAUUCCCAGAGUCACUUUUUAACCAACGCCUGUAUGCCUUUGUCAUACAAGUGUAUGUUACAAAUAUUACUACUGCAGUUGUUGCAUGUGUGCAUUGAUAUUUUUACUACACAACUAAAUGUUGCAUCCCACAAUGCAUAGCACGUGGAAGGAAGUAUCAUGUCUCACCCGGAGCAGAUAUGUGCACAUACAAAUUUAGUGGUCGAAUAUGUAGCAAAGAAAGCAAUAUUCUGGUAAAACUAGUAUUUCAUCCAUAUAUUGCCUAAAGGAGAUCUUUAUAAUAACACUUUAGAUGAGAUCCAUAUUUUAGAAGACGUAAAGUUUAAAAAAAUAAAGUGGCAAAUAUACUUUGGUUUUUAUUAUUACAAAGGCAACAACUAAAUUGGAUAAAAACGGUCGAUAACCACUUCAAAUGCAGUACCUGUUUAAGCUUGAAGGUAGCAGGCUCAGUUUCAGAAACGGCCAAUUCAACAUUAUACCCUUCUGAGACAGUAUAAGAUUGACUACAAUUAUGCCCACUAUAACCUUGAUUAAAUGAGUCAAGUCCAAGAGUGUGAAUUUGAGUUUUGAAUUUCCAUAAAGAAACUGUAAUGCACCCCUGUUUCUAUCCCUGUACGCUACCAUAUAAGUGACCCUCCUUGAAGAGCACCCUUCUAUGUGACCAAAGAUUGCACCGCUUUACCCAGCACUGCAUACAUGUUGCGAUGACACUGCUCAACUAAGCAGUGUGAUAUUUAGACAAGUAAGCAUGUUAUUCCUUCCCUGGAUCUCUUAAAUGGCAGCACAGAAGGAGAGAAUGUGCGGUGACCUGGCACGGUUACUAUGAGUGCUUAAUAGGUCAUAUGCAAGAAGUUGGUUGUCAUUGCAUGGUUUGGCAUGAAUUCUAGAAAUAUUAGCAUUUUAAAUCUGUCUUUGAUACAAAACUGUCCUAUUGUGGACAAACACAGAUAACUUAUUGAAUGCUACUGCAAACAUCCAAAUGUAAUGGGAUUUAAAAAAAAAAAUGUUUUUUUGUUUUGUUUUUCCAAGUUUGGAAAAGCAUGUACAGUUAUUGGUGAUAUUUGCAAUGCUCUAUUCAAGACAAACAAUGUUUUUAAAAGAAUGUGUCUGCUAAGAUGUGCUUAUUUUGUUUUAGGUUUGUGGAGGUGAUAAGCCAUAUAUUGCACCAGCAGACCUCGAAAGGAAACAUUUGGAUAUGAAAGACGUCUGCAUAAAGCAAUUCCGUUCAAUAAAAAAGAUGGGAGGGGAUGAGUUUUGCCAUCGCUAUCAGGAGCAGCUUGAGGCCGAGAUUGAAGAAACCUAUGCAAACUUCAUGAAGCACAACGACGGCAAAAACAUCUUCUAUGCUGCUCGAACCCCGGCUACUUUGUUUGCCGUUAUGUUUGCUAUGUACAUUAUCUCAGGGCUGACCGGUUUCAUUGGUCUGAACUCUAUAGCAACCAUUUGCAAUUUAAUCAUGGGAUUAGCAUUACUGUCUUUCUGCACCUGGGCAUAUGUGAAGUACUCCGGGGAGUUCCGAGAACUGGGAAGCUUAAUAGAUCAGAUUGCUGAGAUAAUAUGGGAACAGGUUAGUAGUUUUAACCUUUCUUUUUAUUUAUUCAAAUUUGUGAAGUACAUUUCUUUCUACACCUAAAAAUACAGGUUUUAUGCUUUGUUCCAACAUUCAUUUGCAAAUGUGCAUCCAUAUAGUUCAAUGUUUAGUUCUUUACUCCACGUCGAUUGAGUGCUACAUGGUGGUAACCCUUUAUAAUCAUCUAUUUUAUUUCUAAUUCCUUGAAGUCUCACCACAUAAAAGCAUAUAUUGAGUUCACUGUCUCUACAGCAAACUGAAAAUGAAAUUCUUUAUGUAGCUGUACGAUUUCAAGAAGUACUUAGUCUGCGUAUGUUGUGGUAGUAAUAUAAAUAUAUAUAUAAUUUUUAAUUUUUGUUUUUUCUUUCGUACUGGGCACACCGGAAGCUGCAAUAGAAAGUUAGGGAGAAAAAGCACGUCUAUAAGAUUUGUAAUCUGUAUUAUAUGUAGUCUGAAUAAUAUCAGCAGAACAUUUUAAGGUUAAAACAAAACUAUAUGUGCCUUUUGUAUCAAUAUCUUUAAAUGUGUCUUAACAGCUGAUGGCACAGAUACCCCGGUGCAAACCAUUUAAAUGCAUUUGUGGAGUUUGCAUGCUUUAUAUUGAUAUGUAAUGGAGGACCCACAGUCUCUGCAUUUUAAACUGAAGGAUACAUUUUAUUCUGUUACACACAACUAGAAUCACAAUAGCACUUCCCCGGAAUUCAUGUCUUGACUGUGCUGCUAGAUGCUUCUUUCUGAUCUCCGUCUUGUGAAGUGGAUGUUGUGAGCAAUAUCCCAGAAUGUCAGACUUUCAUUAAUCUCACCAGUUAUCCAAUACCCAUUGAUUUGAUUUAUUUUUUAACAUGGGUGGUGACAUAGCAAUUGGUGACCCAUUAAUAAAUUAAGCUGUAAUAGAUUUAAAUGUUUUUGUUAGAUUAUUGCCUUAUGGGCAAAGAGUAUUUUAUUUUUUUCACCUUUUGUGCCAGAGUAAUAAUAUAAUGUAAUAUACACACAAUCCAGAAAAUGGACCGGUUUCAGUAAUUCUCCCUUUGAGUUAAACAAUGUACAAAUAGGUGUGCGUAGGUAGGUAUUUUAGUACAUGCAAUCCAUUAAAGCUGCACAUUCACCGUCUGGGGAAUUUGAAUAACUUGCAAACGUGACUUUAACUUACUUGAAUUUGCUCCUUGCAGAUGCCAGCAUCUUUUUGCGGCCGACUCUCUUUAAAGCGCCAAGAGCCGAUGUCACUGCUGUACUCUUGCGAGAUCUAUGUAGGAGACCCCAGGAUCCUCCAUAGAUGGAGCCAAUUCCCUCCAGCCAUUACUUGUGAUGGCUGGGGGAUUGACACUUCUAGAUACUCUUGACCAGUGCCUCUUUAAAUCCACUUGUACAAGUGCUUUUCAUUCUCAUGCUUCGUUAGUUCAGUAUGUUUUUGCAAAUUGGGUUCCUGUAAUGUAUAACAUUUGCGAAACCAUGGGCACAUUCUCACUUACAUAAACACACUAGCAGUCAUGCCUUGGCACAUGUUAACACAUACAGACUCACUGGUUUACAGUUUUCUCUCAAUCAGUGACCCAUUUGUGGCACAUGCCUGCAAACAACCCCACACAGUGCACCAUGAGGUCGAUGCAGUGGGGCAACAGCUGGUUAGCCCAAAUUUAGAGCAGCUUGGGGGAAAUUGACCUUCCUGUGACCAACAUAAGCAGCGGGCCUAAGUUUAUUACCCUGCUGAAAGGGCAGGUCUGUUGUAUUUAUUUAUAAAAAUAUUUUACCAGAAAGGAUACAUUGAGAUUUCUAUCCUUUUCAAGUAUGUAUUGGAUCUCUAAGUAUGUUAUUUUGUUUUGAAACUGCAAUUGUAAGGAAAAGGGUUCCACUCUGUGGUUUUACAGAGAUCGUCUUGAACCUAACCCACUAUAUUAGCACUGUAUACUAUAUUAAUGCACUCCUGAUAUAAGGAGACAUCAGUUAUAAAUUGCUUUGUUCCAGUAGACCCAGUUAACGUACCCAUGACACGUCACUUGCUCUUUUUUCAGUUACAAUACUUCCACAGACAAACUUGAUUAAAGCCCACAAUUUCUAAUAACCCUGUUGUAGUAGAUUGCUGAAGCUAUUUCACACUUUCUUACACUUUUGCUUAACAUAUGUUCUUAUACUACUUGUAUGAACCUGUUCUAAGUUGUCCAAUUAAUGGUUCGGCUUCUGAGCUUGACAGAUACUUGAUGCUACCAUGUUUGUCUAGAUACCUAGGUCUCCAGAAAUUUUAUUUUAUUUAUUUAUUUUUUUAAAUCCAUACUUGAUGAACUCUAAGUUGUAUAAUGACAUGACUAUUGUAGCGUUCAUCAAGAGUUUAGCAAUUUGAUAACUAAAAAUCAAAGCGUUGUAAACAGAAGCCCAUGGACUUGGCUUUUGUUCAUAUCCCAUAUUGGAAAGUUAUUUACCCGUUGUUGGAUUUUCUCUCUUCCACCUUUACCUCAUAUCUUUCUUUCUGCUCUUUCUCUGUUUUGCUGCACAGAGGAAUCCAAGGAAGGUGAGGUUUUCUGAAAUAUAUACACACGCUUACUCUAAACGUCUUUAUAUGGAACUUUGUAGCUAACCAACCACUCCAUGUUCCAGGUAAUAUCCAAACUAUAUGAAGUAUGUAAACGUCGGCUGCCUCGCCGGGCUGUCACUUCAACGCAGAGACACAGAAUGUUGGCAAACAAUAACAAGAAGAAAAACUAAGCAGUAUUUCAACCUCUUUGUUUCUCUGAAAAAUCUUUACAUAUUUAAUAAGAGACAAAACCUACAAGUACCUGGUUCCUAUAGGGCAUGCUAUUGCACAUCUGUCCAAAUCUAUCUCACCAACACUGGAAUAAAAAAUACAAAAUGGCACCUUUCUUGAGAGGUGGAAAUGUCAAGGUUUUGUAGCAGCACAAUUUGUCACUAUCUAAUUGUAUCAUCUGUGUGGUUUUGACAUUCAUUCAUUCAUUUAUUUGUUUCACUUUACCAUGUGCAUUUAUUUACCUUCAGGUAUAAAACUCCAUUCAUGACAUUUUCUUCAUUUGUUUCUCUUCCAUAUUUCCAUUUUCCAGCUGUUGAAGCCAAUGAGCGACACUUUGAUGGAGGAUAACAUAAGACAAACUGUGACAAACUCCAUCAAGGCAGGUCUUACAGAGCAAGUGACUCAAGCGGCACGGCUAAAGACAGACUGACAGUCCAUCUCUCCAGCUGCAGCCUUUCUUUCCCCAUUGCUUGUUUGAACAAUGAGAACUCGGUAAAACCACAAACCAAAGUUUACAAUUACCACCAUAGAUGUAAUAUAACCAGGCUUAUUGAAGUGCUGCCACUGGUAUUUUAUUCCCCCCAGGUUAAGCUACCUACAGCUUGCUGUAAGACUGUCGUGAAAGGUUCUUGGCCUUUUUGUGCCAGAAGCAUCAUCUUCCCUCUAGCACGGAGAGGUUAAAUUAUUGCAGACAUUGUGCCAUGUUUAUUUUUCUUUUCUUUUUUUUUUUUUUUUUUUUUUUUUUUUUUUUUUUUUUUUCCUGCUAAGUGACAUGAUCUACUUUUAACUAAAUGAAUGUAGUUUUUUUUUUUUCUCUGUAAUUUUAUUUACUAUUUAUAAUUGUACGCUUUCAAGAAUGACAUAUGAUCGAGGACUAUCAAGUAUACUGUAGCUGGGUUACUAAGAAAUCUACCAGUUAAUUCACUGCCUUUUUUGUUUCUUUCCUUCAUACUGUAUGUACAUAAAUGGCAUGUAUUUAGAGAUGUUUUCCUGAAAACAUUGCCUUUUUUUAAUCCACAAACCUGUCCUACUAUAGGUACAUAUCAGGGGGAGGGCCUGAGUGUUUUCCUGUUUAGCCUUCAUGUAUAUACAACAUGCCAUUAAUUUUAUUGGGGGGGAUGGGAGGGAUGUUUUAGGGUUUCAGUCCAUCAAGAAGCCGAGCCUACAGCUAUAGAAGCUCCAAUCAUCUGUACAGCAUUAGCUAUUUUCUAUACAAAAUCUGAUAGGGCAUGUAUAUGACAUAUAAAUAAUAUAAAUACCAAUUUUGUAACAAGUUUUUGUAGUCCAUGCCAAAUACUGGUUCUGUUGUAGGCUAAGUGAAGUCCCUGCACAGGGAAUGUCUGUGGCUCAUGUAAAUGUGUGAAUGCAUAAACCAAUCUGACAUUUUGAUAUAUUUGUGAUAUUUACUGCCUUGAACCACUGCUGUCUCACCGUGUUAGGUGAGAAAAUGAGCAUUUUUUUUGUUGUGAAUCUUUGUCCUGUUUAAAGAAAAAAAAUAAAGCUGUUUCCUGUAAUUUAUUUCCAGUAAAAUUAAAAACCGUUGUAUAUAUGGCACAUAUAAAACCUUGUGCUGGCUUUUUUUUUCUUCAUUACAGGGGAAAUAGUCGGAUUCAAUAAAGUAAACAUUUCAGUUAACAAA
Messenger RNA from Pelobates cultripes (western spadefoot toad), 63027 nucleotides. The record is from the annotation of a GenBank genome assembly. Lineage: Eukaryota; Metazoa; Chordata; Amphibia; Anura; Pelobatidae.